AUGAUUUUCCGGAGGGAAGUUAAAGAGGAACCGAAACCGGCCCGCCGGAGGUUUGUUUACAGGGAAUAUUACCGACAGGCUCAAUUUUCAGCGGCUUCACGUCUAAAAAGCAAAAAGAACAUUUGCGCGCCAUUUGCGCCUGUCCCGGAAGGUGAAAUCCGCUGUAAUUUUCAUGGACACGUAACGCACGUGCGUCUUGUGUCAGUUUUCAUCAUGAAGAAGCAAAAGCGAGCAAUAAAGCAGAAGUUACUUGUCAGUGAAACUUGCAAACUGGAACUAAAAGGUAAGUGUCACUGUUUUUUGAUAGGUGGAUUGAUUGCAUCUGAUGCCAUGGCGUGAUCAAUCCGGACCAGGAUUCAGGAUCCCCGAUCCCCGGGCCCCGAUCGUAUCACUCGGAUCAUGGUACAUCAGAGGAACCGCAAAAUCUCAUCCGGACUGGGAUCCACUGGUACCUUUGACGCACCAGGAUCCGAGUGAUCUUAGAUCUAAAUCCUGAUCAGAUCAUCCAAAAGGAAUGACCCUAAAUCUUAAUAAUGUGAUCUGAGGGUAUCUUUGUGCCAGCGGUGAUUUCCAGGUGAAAGUGAAUGUGAUGCUCCAAAAAAAAAAUUUGAAUUAGCACAUGUAAUCACUUGAACUUGAGGGCAAGUAAGGAUUAAUGUCACAAGUGCUUUCAAUCAUUGUUCUCAAAAUUGGCCACAUAAAUUGCAAAGUGACACAUGCAAUUUGGAAAACUUUGAAAAUACCAGGGCCAUUAAAUAUUUAUGUUAUUUGAACUGUGAUUUGAUUGUGGUUACUUCGGUGAAUAAUUGUAAUAUAUCCUUUAUUCUUAAAGAACUCUUUACGCUCUUUUUCAAUUAUUCAGGGGUAAGAAGGAAAGGUAAGUCCCCAACUAGGUGGAAUAGAGGGAGCAUCUGUUGUAAUUGAAAUUUACUGGUUUGACUGUCCAAACUACCCACUUUUUUAUCCAGCAGAGCUUGAAACAUCCGGGGGCCUUUUUCAAAACUAAGCCUGACUCUAUUUUCCCACGCAAGAAAAAGUGAUGUCUAGCAGGCUCUGACAGUGCCUAUGUAUAAUAAUGUAGUUUGGGUGCAUUAUUUUUUCCUUCUUUUGUCUGUGUCCUCAGGGAUGUGUGAGUCUGGAGAAAGGUGGGCUGAGGUUCCAGAAUUGUUUUGCCAAGUUUUAGAAGAGGAUGACAGUGUCAAACAAUGUGCCCUUCUGAAAAAGGUGUUUCUUUAAUGUAUAUACGUACAGCCAAACCUUUUCCAACAUAGCUUGUUCAAGGCAUUCAGCUAGUUUGGAAUGGGGCUAAGAAAGCAUUGCAGGAAAACAACUGGGGAUUGGGAGAAAGGAUGAGAGAAUGCCUGGGGUAUUUUUUUUUAACAAAAGGUUGUUUUAGUUAUUCCAGAUUUAUUUUUGGUGUACCUGCAGUCGAGGGGUUGUCUUAUUCCACUCGUCUGUCACCUCUCACCUUGAUUGAAAGUAAAUUCCAUAAACAGUCAGAUAAAGGUCAGCUUUCAGGGUGAAAAAACUGGGCAGAAUAAGAUUUUAACGUCAGUCAGUCCGUGAAUGGCUUUUUCUCUUCCUGUCCCUGUUCCCUGUUUCACUUUCCUUUCAUUUUGUUUUUGUUUCAUGUUAAUUCCCAUUGCUUAGAAGCUAACUCCUACUGUGCACCUACCUUAUAUCUGUUCAUUCAUUUCCACAAAACACCUACCAUUAUGUACAUGUAACAGCCACCAGCCUAUCCAUUAAUUUUACAGUUACCAACAGCCAAUGGACAUUGAAUUAAGUUGUGUCAGGGACUGGAUAAGAGAGAGUGCUUUGUAUAAUGUUUGCUUUAUUUAGUGGCUCAAUUGUAUCCUAGGUUUAAAUUCAAUUAUCCAUUGUUUUAAGCUCAUACAGUACAUUACCAUGCUUAUGUAGAACAAUACAAGGUCGAAGGAUAAAAGUUUAAACCAAGGUUCAAUUCGAACCACAAUUAACAUGUGCAAUACUGUAUGUAAUAGAAUGUACCAUCUAUUUAUUUUUUUUUUUUUUGUUGUUUUAAUUACCAGCUGGGCCUGCUAAAAUGCCCAGCUGGUAAUGUGCCACAUUAGUGACAGUUAAAGAUCAUCAUUUCUUUGUUGUUUUGUUGCUAGGCUGCAGGGAUCCUUCUUCAGUUUACAGACCACAACAAGCAAGGAAUACCUCAUGAAGACUACCGCAAAUUUCUAGCUUUUCUAGCUGAAGUUUUUGUGGCCUGCAAUGUGAAAAAUCCCUCAAGGAGAAUUGUGGCAAGGUAUUUUUGUACCGCAAAGGUUACAGUGAGAAAUGCUAUACCAGAUGAUCGAGUUAUUUUCAAUUCUUUCUUGUAAUGAUUAGCAAUGACCAAAUGACAUUGGCAGCAUACCAAAUGUAUGUUAUCACAUGGUUUCAAGGGCGUUUGGAAUAAAUAUGCACAUGUAAAGUUUAUGACUCAAUAUUUUGUGGCCUUUAAAACAAUUUACAAGUGCUUCUUUACCCCAAACACUAGAGAGCAGGCACAAAAUAAAAUGAUUACUACAUGUAUUAAUAAUACUGACGAAAAGAUUGUGAAAUUAAGCUUAUCAUGAUUCCUGAAAAAGCAAUGCACUCAAACAAUGUAAUGUUACGUCAUGUACAAAGGUACAUGCAUGUAUCUUAGGUAAAAAUUGUAUUUCUCUUAGCCCAUCAUAAAAGAGAAAUAUUUUUAUCCAUGUUAUUGGAUACAUGUAUCACACAACAUGAAGCAUGACCAACUCACUGGAAACAACAGGACAAUGCUGUUAGGGAGGUACCUGCAAUUACAUUAGGAUUUUUUAGUCAGUCAAUCAGAACCUACCCAAACCACAUUUGCGCUAGCCUAAGCAGUACAGUGUAUCUAUUUUUUUUCCUUAUAGCAUCUUUAACAGCUCUCCAAGGGUCAAGUAUUCAUUUGAUGUCUUAUGUUCUGUUGUUUUCAAAAAGUUGAGCAGCACAAUGGAAAUGAUGGAAGUGGUGGGUAUAACACUUUUAAAUGGAUGAUAAUAAGAAAUGAUAAGUGUUAACUUUGAUGGAUUAGCCUAAAGGCUAGUAAAAUCACUUGUACUCAACACUUUUACCCAAAGAGUAACCAGCGAGGAUCAAGCUACUGGUCAUUAAACUUAAACUCCUGCCAAAGCAGAUAAUUAACACCUGGUCCUAUUGGCAUUACUUUUUGGCUGAGGUUUGAGUUCGUGAAAGCUGUAUAUCCUUGUUGACAUGCUAAAUAAUAGAAAUACAUUUGCUUACAGUGUACUGCAGAUAAUUAUAAAGCAGGGAAUCGAAGCCAUUUGCUUGGGAAAGCAAUUACUUGAUUACAUGUACCUUUUGCUGUUUGCAAAGCUUUAUCACACAGCUGGAUAAAUUCAACCCUUAAAAAAACCAGACCAACCAGCAAAACUAUAAACCAACACAUGUAUACAAACACCACAAGUAAUUCUUGCAGGUGGACACUUAACAACUUCUUGUGCCUUCUUGAGGCCUGUAGUAAUUUUCGUAGCUUAUUCACAGCAGCUUCACUGUCUUGCAUUUAGAUUUUUAACUUCUUGCAUUUCAAAUAAUGUUCUUGCAUGUAAACUGCAAAAAAAAGCAUUUCUACCUCCUGUGGUGACUUGCGCAUUCUUGCGGAAGAAGAACUGCUUGCAUCACUUAAUUCUUACAUGCAUUAUUUUUGGGCUGUACUGUAAUGAUGUAGUUACAAUAUUGACAAUUAUUCUUUGAAAUCGAGGGGAAUAGUGGCAAAAUAUUUACCGAGCCACGAAGUGGCGAGGUAAAUAUUGCUAAAGCCACUAUUCACCGAGAUUGAAAAGAAUAAUUGUUUUAGUAUAUACACACGAAGUGAUCUCAACAAAAUCAGAGAGGAAACCAUUAAAAAGUACGAUUUGAUUGACAGAUCAGGUCAGCUAGACACGCGACAGUUUAAAAAUAGAUCUUUGUAUAAUUUUCAAACAUAGCAAUUCACAAGCUUAUCACUUCGCAAACAACAGCGUAAUGACUUAAACGGAACCGCUAAAAGUUUGAAUUGUUUCCUUACCUGAGAAGAAAAGAAGAGUUUUGUUGUUUUCUUUUGACUCGCCAAGUUUAUAGCCGAAAAGGUUUGUUGUGUCGUUCUUCUCAUGAAGUGCUGACAAAAAUGGCGAUUCGGUUCCUUGAGGUAAGACGUCGUCUUCAUGUAGCAUUCUUUCUCGUGUUUACUUGAAAUGUAGAAUUUCUGCAAACAUUUGCUUUCAAAUUUGUUUGUCAUAAAUAAACUUCGUUUUUGGGCCAGAUUUUUCAUGUUAGGAAAUGCUGAGUUCACCAAAUGGCCUCUUCUAGGCGAAUAAACGGGAGUUGAAAACAAUCCAUGGACCACAAAACUCAACAACAGUAAAUGGAAAAACGACAUUUUGAAUCCUUCGAAGCCUUUUUUUGUCAGAAAAAAAGUCAGCCCUAGGAUUUUGUCGACUUUUAAAAGAUCUUUCUCUAAGAAAAUGGGAAAAAAACCGAGCUCACACAUUAUCCACUCGCUGGGAGGUGAAUAUUGUUGAAUAGUCCGAGAUAGCAAACCAAUCAGAUUGCGUAAAUCACCAAGAUCACUGAGUGUGUAUAUACUAAGAUGUUUUGCCUGCCGAGGCUGUCUGAAAUAUUGCAUAAAAUGAAAAGUGUACUUUGCAUUAAUUCACAAACUAUAGGGAAAGGAAGUAUUUGCCAGGAGUGACAUAGACAUGAUAGUUGAUAUCUUGGAGUUAUUUACACUUGGUAAGUACAUGUAGUUAGUUUAUAAAGGAAGUUAUUUUGCUUGCCUAAUUGUCUCACCACCUCUUCAAUAAUUUACAUAUUUUUAAAAAGCCCAUUAUUAAAAUUAAUGUCUUUUCAGUGUUUCAGGGCUGAUCCACUUUUACUAUGACUGUGUGAGGCCUUUUACUAAUACCUUUUACCAAUACUCAUGUAUUGCUCACUAAAUGAUUAAUUUUAGAAUGAUACGUUUUUCUCUGACAGCUCUAACAAAUGUUAUAGCCUUCAUUACAGACAUAAACAGCUGUAUAUAUAUUGUUUGCAAAGUAGCACACAACCCCAUUUUCUGGAUCCUCAGUGAAGUACUGUAACACCCUAUGAGGUUUGCAAAUAAUGACUUGGCUUAAGGUCUUCUUGAUAGAACUAGCAUUUACAAAUCUCAAAAACAAAAUAAUGUAAUAAUCAAUCGGUCAUCAGUAUAAAACAAGGACUGCAGACUGCAGACUACGGACUGUGUACUGGGUAUAAAAUAGGGACCGGGUAUAAAACACGGACUAGGUAUAAAAUGCGGACUAUGGACUAUGUUGGUAAACACUGUGCUAAUUGGUUCUACACUAUGGUGAGGAAAAAUAAGAUCAAAAGAUCGCUAAUUAGCAAGACUCGUGAGUUUAAGUUAUAAAAACUCCUAGAAAUUCUUGGUGGAGGUGUACCACCUGGUUCUCCAAAUCCUUAACCUGUGAUCAGGUGUCCUUCUGAGCCUGACGCCUGACCAAAAUGGUAUUAUCGACACCCAUUUUUGGGUGUCUAAUAUUCAAUGAAAGGAGUGUAAACCAUGUCAUUAUAUCAUCGCUUGUAGGGGCGUAGCCGGCCCGGGCCUUUAAAUUUUUGGUUUCAUCACUCUAUGCGUAGUUGGGGUGAACUAAAAAGAUUAAGAGUUGUAAGUUUUGGUGAGGUCAGCGCUGACUAGUCAUGUGUGAAAUUUUCACCAAGAUCACUGAGCCAGGCAGGCCUACAACUAGUCCAAAAGCUGGCUAUGUCCCUAGCUUAGAAUAUACAUUGUAAUUUUAGAUGAUCUAAUUCAGUUAUUAAUUGCAUAUAGGUGAGCAAUUUCCCCCCCCCUAAAUGCAGCUUUUUUAAAAUGCAGAAUGCUCCUACACUGACCUUCUCGUCUGAGUUCUUCAUUUCAUCAUAUCCCCAAGGCUUUAUUUGAAAUGGAAUAGUUGCAUCUGUAAGAAAUUUACUCUCACUAACACCAAUACUAUUUUUAUAUUCGGUGUUUCUUAUUUUUUUAAAGCUAUAAACUGAGUUCUCUUCGAACUCUUCCUUUUUAUAAUUAGUGGCGGUAAAAUCUUCCUUGCCUGUGUAGUAUGCUCUCCUUCUCUACCUGACACUGACGCUGGGGAAAAUAGACUACAUGAUUAGCUAAAGGACUGUGUCUAAGCCAAGGAGCUGACUGUUUUAUGCUUGUCCGCUUUCCAUUCACUCAGUGUUACCUUUCUAAAGAUGUUUUUGUAUACAAAGUCCGUAGUACGCGUUUUGUACCUAGUCCAUGUUUUAUACUCAUUCCGGAGUCCACAUUUUAUACCUAGUCCUUGUUUUAUACCCAGUCUGCUGUCCGUGAAUACCCACAAAAAUCCCAAAUUUGGCAAAGUGAGACAAGUCCCAACCAGGGAAUUCCCAACUAAGUUCCCAGAUUGGGACUUGUCUCACUCUUCCAAAUUUGGGAUUUUUGUGGGUAUUCUUUGAAUUAAAUACCCUAAAAUAUCCAAAAAUGGGAAUCCAUUAUUUUUUCCUGUGAAAGCGCAUAGUGAGGCUCAUGCAUGGCAAAAGCUCACUAUCUAGCAAAUACCGCGCUUUUAUUUAGCCAACUUAAAGUCCUUGAUAUAGUGCAUAUGCAGCAUUAAUUCUUUUUCUUUUUCUGUUGCUACUUUAAUUUUGUGUAUUUGUACAUUUAGUUAAGCUUUCAUAACCUCUUUUUUAAGUAGUAUUCAGGUCCACCAUUAUGAAAUUGACUAGCCUCUCUAAGACCUCAUUUUUGUAUAAGUAGAAAGAAUAUUUAGCACUAGUUCAGUAUCCUUUAAUGUUACAUAAUGUGAAUGACUACAGUGUAAGUAAAUAAAUAAAUGAACUUGGUGGCAGGUGCCUUUUAAAUGGUGGAUCUCAGAGUGCAGAAGCAGCAUUGCACUGAAUUGAAACUAACCAUGAAAACCACAACCCUAAGAAACUCCUUCCUCUGGAAGCUGGUAUACAGCUUACACUCCAAGCCCCAAUGGGUCACACUCUUACUGAAAAUCAAAGAAAUGUCCAUACUUGCAAAGCAGUUCUGCCAUCCUAUCAGGCCAGUCACUGCAAACUCACUGAUGUUAUUUGGAUUUGCUGGGUAUGGCUAUCAAUUUUCAAAGGCCCAUUUGAAAGCUGGGAAGAUAUAAGUUAGCUAAUUCCACAUCUGGUAUGUGGAUGUAUAUAUAAGGUUGAUAGGUGUUGCUUGUCCAACAAAUCAAGGCUUAUCCACUGCCAUUUUGGCACUGUGGCUGUUCUGAUGCAGAAACUGUAGCUAACAAGGUAACCCUGAACACCAGCAGUAGCCAAGAUCUGUCUGAACCAUGAAGUGAAAAGCUGUUAGUAACAACAAGAGUAAACUAGACAGGAGCAUAUCAAGGGUACCACAGCCAUUCCUACUGUUGAGCAUCUGUACCUGGCUAAGCCUUGCACCUUGUGCCGACAUAGAAUGAUCACCAGCUGGACAGGGAGAUUCUGAUAUGCGUGCACCUCUAUGUCAAACUUGGUCAUCAAAACCCCUUGACCAAGGAAACAGUUAUAAUAACAACUCAACACCCAAAACCUGAAAAGGAAGAGUAGACAAAAUCGUUUUGUUGAGAUACAGCAUGGUUUGCCUCAGGAAUCACUCUCUCUUCACAGGGAGUAAGUGCUGUGGUUAUAGUGUCCUGAUAUCUGCUUGUAAGUGUCCAUGGCACAGCAGUGUGCAAAGUAGUAUGAUCCUGAUGGGGCAAUGCAUCUCCUCCUAUUCCAAGGUCAGCAAUGUUGGAUCAAGUGUUGCAGGUAGCUUUUGGGAGACCUGCCAAAUCCUGAAGAUGACUUCAAGCAGCUACUUCUACUGCACAAAAAUUGUACAGCUGGACAUUUGCCACCAUGUAGCCAGUGAGUCAUAAAUGGCUGCUGCAUUCUCCCCAGGAGUGCAUUCAUGAUGUAACAUACUGGGAGAUGUUUUUCCAGUGGUGGAGGAAAUAGAUUGAAUGUCAGGAUCGUCACAAAAUAAGGAAAACCUCCAUGCACAGUGCAGUGUCUUAAGUCUGUCUUUCGAUCAUUGCUUUUGGUGGAGGAUUUCCAGGGCUGGUAGCAAGCGGGUUGUCGAUAAUUGCAAACAAGCUUCAACUCGCAAGGCCAGCUGGUUGAAUGUCAGUUUUGUCAUGGAUGAUCACCUUUAGGGCAGGCAGUACAGUGGGACCAAUGAAAAAACCACUAUGUGCCACACUACACUAGGUGCAAUUGCUGGUCUGCAAAACUUGUCAUGAUGGAACACACUGGGAGAUGUUUUUUCCAGUUGUGGAGGAAAUAGAUUGAAUGUCAGGAUCGUCACAAAAUGAAGAAAACCUCCAUGCUCAGUACAAUGUCUUAACUCUGUCUUUCGGUCAUUGCAUAUGCUGCAGGAUUUCCAGGGCUGGUAGCAAGCAGGUUGUCGAUAAUUGGAAAUGUCUUUUUUUUUUUAUUCGAACAGACACGUUUCAGAAUGGUGCAUAAGUACUCAUGCUCAAAGUGUAUUUGCCGCUGGUCAAAAACACCACAACUCCUCCCCACUAGCUAGUGCAUGCAAUAUGGUAACUAAUAAGGAUCUGAAACGUUAAGUCAAACACAACACGCCUAUUGAAAUAAGCACAGUCUUAAUGUCACUUCAAAGUUCACAAAUCCAGUCUAGCUGGGGGCUUCCGAACUCGGACCAGAUAUCGUCCACCAGGAACAGGUUCAGGAACAGGCUCACUCAAAUUUGGUGGACUGCUGGCUGCAAGGUCAGCCACUGCACUUGGUGGCAGAACAUCAGUCUCCAAGUUGCUGGCUGCUGGCUGCUCACUGGCUUCAGACACUGGGUCCUCACGACUCUCAACCUGGAUUGGAAAUUCUGAGGUCAGGGUAACAAGGUUGCUGCUUGGUGUCACUGGAAUUCUGGUAUCCCUCAGCUGGUCUGUAUGGUGGUGCCACACUAAGCCAGGUUUGACCUCUACUUCAUAAGAAAGGGGGCCAGGUUGUGUUCAGAUGAUGCCAGGUACCCACUUUGUACUACGAGUGUAAUUUCAUGCUAUUGCUGUCUGACCGAUGGAGUAUUCUCUGGUUACAGCACCACCCUGUGUGACAGUUUGGUCUAUUUGACAGUUGUUUAUCUUCAAGCGGAGAUCUCUGGUUUCAGCAAGUCCAGUUGAGUGCGUAAUCGUCUUCCCAAAAAUAGCUGAGAUGACGCUUCUGCAGUGGUUGAAUGGGGGGUAUUUCUGUAAGCUAGCAAGAACGUUGCCAGGUUAAUGUUCGGAGGUUUUACUUACGUUUCACUUUUCAUGCCUGAUUUGAAACUCUGCACACAGCUAGACCAUUGCUGGCAGGAUGGUAUGGAGCAGAUGUCAGAUGUCAGGGCCAGAUGGUUGAAUGUCAGUUUUGUUAUGGAUGAUCACCUUUAGGGCUGGCAGUACAGCAGGACCAAGGAAAAAACCACCAUGUGCCACACCACACUAGGUGCAAUUGCUGGUCUGCAAAACUUGUCUCAACCAGGUGUUAAUAGCAUGGUCAAUGAUCUAAGUACAUUCUAAGUAUGUUAUGUGUAUGUUGUUAUAAAAAUUGUACUUCAUUUGGAAACCUUUACUGGAAAAGCUGUUAUAAAUGGGAUUUUGUUCUAGUUAGAUCUAGUUAUAAUUACCAUUACUAGUGUGAAUGUUAAUGAAUACUAUUUUGUCAUUGUCAUUGUUUUAGUGCUUAAUCUUUAAAUGACUUUUUAACAUACCUAAUUGGUUGCUUGCUUUUUUUUGAUAAUUUCCUAGGGACUGAUGUGCUUCGUUGCAAUGGACACUUUGGUAAUGAAAAGCAACUUUAUAAGAUGUACAGUUAUUCAUCAUGGUUGGACAGUGAUAGCUACCAUCUUUAAGUUUAUAUAUGUCUCAUGAUUUUCUUUCUGGUAUCGAUCACACCAUUUUGACCAACUGACUUCAAGUGGUCAUCAUCAGUUAUUGUUGUUGAUUUUAACUAGCACUCCAUGGCUGUUGGUGAUUGGUAUAUUUCAGUCCUUGCUAUUGGUUGGUGGACUCUGAUCCUCAUUAUUUAAUCAUGCUGUAAAUUGUUUCCUCUGUGGUCUGAUGUGGUUGGUUUUUAUCUCAAUUCCAGUUUCCCUGUUGGUGUUGUUAGGGCAAAUAAGUCUUAUUUUGGUGGCCUCUUUUAAGAGGCCCUGCCAGGGUUAAUUCUGACAACUGCCAUGACCCAAAAAGUAGCGACAAAUGAAAUCACGCCAAGAGACCAUCUCCCUCAGCCAAAUCGUGACUGUGAUGGCAAAGCCGAGAAUAAGCUACAAAGAACGGUGGUUUGGCUAAUUUAUCACUGGUCUGAAUGCCAAGAAGAAGUAAUUUUUGUAAAUUUUCCUUGCACUUGAGAGAACAUCUCUUGUCAGUGAGCUUCAGUGGACCCUCCUGUAAAUUGUGUUUUUUAUUGUAAAUUAAUGGCAAUUUAUAGGUGUUAGAUACACAAAAUAUUAGUGCUGAACUGUAAUGGUUUCUUUGUAACGCGCAGCUAUCCCCCUUUCUUAAAUUCCGACAGAGACAGAGAAUUUUCGUGGGAUCCCCCCCCCUGGCAGGGCCUCUUUUAACUAGAGCACCAUGGUGAGUACCAGUCAAUAUACGUUGUUCAAUUAAAGAAUACUGAACAACGAAGUUUAAGAAUCAUUGGGAACAAUAGUCUGAAACUUCCAUCAGUAGAAAACACAAUUAAAUGCAAAAGCAGUCAACUCGUCUUUGACUACCUUCACUACCUUCAAGAUAAUGUUUGCUCCCCUUUUAACUUGUCUUUUGGAAGACUGGAUCAUUUUAAGUCUACAAGGAACAAUGGUUUUUGAGUAAAAUUGUCUAAAGGCUGCCUUGAAUUUGGGAAAAAGUUUUUAUUAGCAAGAAGCCAAGCCAAACAAGAAAAAACAGUCAUUAACAACAUUAGAUAAAUGCUUCUAUUCCUCAGAGACUACAUAGGACUAGUGAGGGACCAAUUUUGAGCAUGAAUAAUGAGGAAUAAGUCCCACCAUUCAUUUGUAACGACGAUCAAAAUGCACCAAUGAAUAGAAAAGUCAGACUGCAAAUAAUAAUCAUGUGCAGGCUAUUGACGCAACUUGAUGAUCAUUAACUACAGCUGUAGUGGCUGAAAUGCUUUGACGAUUUGCAGCUACUGGUUGCCCUGUUAAAUGAAAACAAUAACUUCAGUCCGAAACUGAAGAAAAGAUUGCUGUGGCCAAAGAAAGAACUAUUACAACAACGCUUGAGCUUUCUUUCUUCAUUUCCUCUGGUGCUAUUGACAUUUAAAAAUUUAGGUCUCUUGUGAACCAACUCAUUCUUCCAGUGUCAAUUUAAUCUUCCACUUUCUGCAGGUCUGUCAAUUCUAGCACAUUGUUAAUAACCAAUCAGCCAGAGGCUUUUCACCUAAAAAGAAAGCUUUGCAAUCUAUUAAUGUUCAAUCAGUUGUUCUAGACUUAUCCUGCAAUUGUUCCAUUUUUCAAUCUUUAUUUUAGUGGUUGCAUUUCUUGGUAUGUGUUUGAACAAGCAGUGGAAAGCUGCAAGGUUAGUAAGCUCAUCUUGUCAUCCUUGUGUUAGUUUUUCCUGGCAGAUUAGGUACCAUGAAUGACUUGUUACAUGUGCAUUAAGGAUCAGUCUGCUCACAGGUCCUUGGAAGUUAUUAAGAUUCCUGCAUUCUCUUGUACCACUGACCUUUAUCUUGCAAUUGCAAAGCCAGCCAGCCAGCUUCAUUAGUAACUGAUGUCGUCUUAAAGGGUUUGUGUACCUAAGGUCAAGAGGAAAUCUAUUUUGGGUCAACGGUGUGCUGUAGGGUAACUGUAAGGUGAUUAUGUCAUAUACAAUUACUUCUUCUUGACCAAAACGUGGUCCAGUGGGGAAGGCCUUCGUCCAACAGUGGACAUUCAACGGCUGAAACUGACUAAGUAUCGUUGACAUUCUCAAUAUCUUUAUUUCAGGGCUGAGUUAACUCCCACGCUCCAGACAACUUGUAUGUUGGACUGUUUGGCUACAAUCAAGACAACAAUCUCUUAUCUGCAGAAACUAAGGGCUGAAGAUAGUCUGCCUCAUGUGUUUGACCAGCUGACUUUUUCAUCUUUCAAAAACCAGACUAUUGCUGAUAAAAAAGCCUGCAAUAAUGUAGCUGGUUCUAAAGCUGUGAAGCCCUUGACAGAUCUCUUGAUGGACUUGUUGCUUGAUCUUUCUUCGUUGAUGUGUGACGGUAUGUAAUGGUAUUAUCAUGAUCAGUUGCAAUUUUAAAAAGAGAAAAAAAAAUUAUUGAUCUCGUUUUUUAGGAUUUCCACCACUAGUAUUAGUAACAAGUGAAUCUUAAUUCAGUCUGCAAUUGCUCAAAAAACGUCAUGGUUAAAUCAAUUUUUACUGAAUAAGCAGGAGCACGUUGACUUAUCAAGUUUGAAGUUGAUAUAUAGACAUGACAUUAGAUAUAAAUAUUAUUAACAAUAAUUAUUAUUUUUAUUACCCUUUUUUCUUGAAGAAUUGUUUUUUAUGGAUUGUCGAAGCACAGCAGGAAUGGCGAUCCUUGUUGUUCUUAACAUACUGUGUUCUGCGGAGAACUUUGUGGCCACAGUAAGUUAUAUAAUUAUUAUUCACUUUAAUUAGUUACAAUUACUGAAAACUACACAACAUUAUACAACAAUUAGCUUAAUAGAAAGGCAAACCCUAUAAUAAUGUACAUAGAAGACCCUAUCUAUCAAGCUUACAACAAAUUAUUACAUGUAUAAAUCCUAGCCGGGUUUGGUUAAGUGUUUGUUAUUCCUUAGCAAAAUGGUUUCUCCUAGAUAUAACAACUUGAUAAAGAAACGAAAUUCAUUGGCAAGCUAGACUUUCUUUACAUUGAUAACAUUCUUAUAACUAAAUAAAGAAAAAAGAAGAAGAUAAUAUUCAGCAGGUUUGAGACGUGUUAAUUUGAUUUCCUUUUUAGGUUGGGCAGUUAAUUUUCCCUUCACGUGUUCCACAUGGAGAAAUACGUUUUUCAAUCUUGGGCAACCUGAAAAAGAUGCCUGCAUUUCAAUGUUCUCAAGGUAGGAAUGCUCGCUCACUUUGUACUAAACCAACCACACUUGACUGUGCAAAUGACUAAACAAAAUACAUAUAAUUUGUUCUGGCAUUGUAUUAAAAGUUGCUUCCAUUCUAUACCCAUAAGCAGUACAAGGUUGAAAAACAAGGACAAGUGAUUUGUCCCAUAUAUAGUUAAAGAAUACCAGGAACAACAAAUCAUACUCUCGUAAUCACACACUAGCCUGUGUGACACUGUUCAUUAAAUAGCCGUAAUUAUAUUUGUGAAGGUAUUUUUGUGGUAAAAAAGCAUCAGCUGGAAUCAUAUAAAUGCGUAAUGAUCACCCAUUGCAGUUUCAAUACGUGUCAUCGUGGACGACAUGAAUAGAAUUAGUAGCAAUGGAUGCUUUAUUUGAAACUGUUAUUAGUACAACUUUCAGGAGAACGUAUGUGAAGUGUUUUCUUUCCCUUUAAGUUGGCUAUGACUUUCAUUAUCAGUCUGACAUUCUCUCAGUGUUGAGUCAUACCAGUAUCAAGUUAACACCUCUAACUUGAUCAGUAUUUAAAACAAAUGGCUUGCUGUGUUUUGGAUGGACCAAAGCUUAUUAGUAGUAUGCCAUUCCAUUUUUAUAAAUGCUCCUUGACACUAUCUGUGAGUGUCUGUUCUUGUUGUCCCAUGCAAGGUGAAGCAAAAGCUUGGUCAUCUAAGCAAAAGUGGGAACAAUUCUUGUUUAGUAUUAGCACACUCCAAUAAAGCGUCAGAGUCUAUUUCCUUUUCACAAAAUUGAGCCACUUAUGAAUAGAGGUGGUCCUAGGGUAGUUUUCUACAUUUUGUGUUCGUUAGUUUCCCAGCUCGUUUCUGGGUCGCGUUGGUAUUUUUUAUUUAUUUCGAGUCCGAACGUUAGUUUGUUCUACGCGUCUCUGUGACAGUUUUCGCUCUCAGGUCUGUAGUUUGUUCAAUUUCGGUUUUGCUUACAUCUGUGUGACUGGCUGCGCAUGUCAUAAUUUUAUAAUGGCGGAUUAAGUUCUUCGCCUGUGUGACAUACCCACCGUUUUUCUAUUUUGUAGUUCUAGUUUAACACUAGUGCCUUUGCUACGGGUCUUUGUGACGGAUGUCUUUCGUCGUGUGCCAAAUUUGUCCUGUCGGGGUCUGUGUGACCAAUUUACUUUCCAUUUUCGCGUGUUUAUGACCUGCAUUAGUCUCAGUACUCUGUGUGGAGAUUUCAUUUACGUCUGUGUUUGUCAUGCAGCAAAAUUAUCAUUUAACGUUUGAGCAACUGCAAGAUGCGGAGGGCGAAGUACUCGGUGAGGUGCUGACGGAGGCAGUCAUGCAGGGUUUAAGGCAGGUGGUGGUGAAUGAAGCCAUUGAGGUUGCUGAUUAUAACCUGCUCAUAGCGGUCCAUUCAAAUUCGUUUCGGGAGCUAUGGCAUCAAUCCCGCAAAAAUAUUUCCCUAGCUGAAUGGCUAGAGCAUGGACGGAUCAUUUGGCGAAAAAAUUGAAUUCAGGGUAGGCGAUGAAUGUAGAGCAGGAUGGGUUUUUUGUAGAACUGACAUUUGUUAGAAGGGUUGGUCGCAGUGGUAAAGGCGGUGGCAAGAAAGGUAAUCCAGGUCGAAUCGUGUGGGAAAAAAUAGCCAAGAAGAAACGAUGUGUGAUUCCCAUAAAAAAUCAAGAGGAUGACCUCUGCUGCGCCCGCGCGAUCAUCACGAUGAGAGAAUGGUCUCACUGUCAGGAGCCAAAAAAUCAGUGGAGCAAUUUAAGACAGGGUCGUCCACAGUAAGGAAUUUUAGCAGUGUAGUUGCAUCGACAGGCAGGGGUGGUUGAGGGUGCAUGUGGGUGUGAAGAGUUGCAAAAGUUUCAAGCGUUCCUGGGACCACAGGACUACCAGCUGAUCGUUGUUGAGGCAUCCAGAUGCAUUAUCUUGUUUAAAGAUCCUAGGCACCGCAAGUAAUACAGUUGGUAAAACAUCAGAAGCAUUAUGAUGGGUUGACCAGUGUCCCUGCAUUGAUUUACCGUUCCUACUUUUGUCGGCUCUGCGACAGUGCAUACAACUCAGAAUACGCAGCUCAUCGUAAUUGCAUGGGGCAGAACUGUCCUGCCUGCUGCAGAACGCGAAAAGGUACUGAACCCGGUUGCCCGAACUAUCCCGCAUGGUUGACGCCUGAGUUGGAAUGUGAUCGCUGUCACAUUAAAUUUUAUGGGUCGGACUGUUUUGCGGCACACCGGCAAAAAGGCAACAAAGGGGUAUAUAAGUCUGUGUAAAAGAUUUAGAAAGUGUCUGGUUUGUAGUGGUCAAAGAAACCGCAUGUCUGUUUCCACACCACUUGUCCCAGUUGUGGAGAAUUGAAACAUGUGGACCAUCGAUGCUUUAUUCAGCCCGUGGCCAAACAGAACAAAACCGGAAAUGCACACCCAGAUUUUGAAGCGCCUCUUGAUGAUGACUCAGACGAGGAAGACAAGAAGGCCCCCCUGCCUCCACCGAUUCCAGUCUUUGCCGAUAUUGAAUGUUAUCAAGAUGAAGACCGGGUGUUUCUUGCAAAUCUGGUCUGCUGGUCUAGCGCCGAAGAGGACGAAAUUCAUCACUCCGACGAGAUUGAAGAUUUUUUGGCAGCUUUGGAAGAACUGACGGGGGUUGAGGGCGAUGAGAGAGAAAGGAAAGUGGUAUCAUUCUUUCACCACAUGAGGGGGUUUGACGGAAAUUUUAUUCUUGAAAAGUUGUACAAUCAGGGGCGUGCUGUGGAAAAACCGCUGACGCAGGAGGCCAAGAUUAUGUCUUUUGAAACCGGAAACUUGGUGUUUAAAGUCUAUGAACUUUUUCAAUAUGGGCCUGGAUAAAUUUCCAGAGACAUUUAAUCUGCAAGGUUUUUUCCCGCUCGUGUUUAGUCGAGUGGAAAAUUUCAGUUACCGGGGAGUGUACUCAUCAGCAGACCAGAACAGCCCUGAUGAUAUGCCGGAAAAGAAGAGAGAAAAAUUCCUCGCCUGGCACACAGAAAAAAUCAGAGAAAAUGCCGUGUGUGACUUCCAUGAAGAGGUGGUGCGGUACUGUGAGAGUGACGUUCAAUUGCUGAAAGAAGGCUGCCUGAAGUUUAUUGAAGAAUUUGAGGAGAUAGCCGGGUUUAAUCUCCUGAUCGAAUCGGUCACAAUCGCCAGCGCCUGUAAUUUAUUUUGUAGGCGUGAAAAACUCGAAGAAGAUUUGACUGCAAUUAAGCCGCAGAAUGGAUGGCGUGGAAACAGAGUAAACCAGAGUAAGGUGGUGCUAGAAUGGCUUUAUUUUGAAGAUUGGAAAUUAGGAGGUGUUAGUCGAGUGAGACACGUUCGCAACGGGGGUGAGGUUAAGGUGUUGACGCUGGCGAAAGAAUAUUUUGUGGACAGAUUCGAUGAAAGGACAAACACAGUGUAUGAAUUUUUUGGGUGCUAUUAUCACGGGUGCAAGAAUUGUUUCAAGACGAACCGUUCUGUUCGAAGAAAUUGUCAUCUGGACCGUACCAUCCAAGAAGUGUAUGAAGCCACCUUACGCAAAUCAAAAAUGCUUCGAUGGGCCGGCUAUACCAUUGUAGGGAAGUGGGAGUGCGAGUUUGAGAAUGAUAAGAAAACGGACCCACAAAUUCAAGAAUUUCUGAAGACGCUGGAGUUCAACCCCGUAAGCGCCUGAAAAAGGACGUUCACUCGCUAAUUCUUCCGAGGUUUUUUUUUUGUGUGUCUUGAAUGGAGGUGUAGCGGCCGACACAAGCGAAGCAAUUUACGACAACGACCUUGAGUUCGCAAGCGACGACACACUAUAAAGCGAGGAAAUAUUUUACGGACAGGAGUCUUGAAUCGUUUAUUCAAGGUGAUCAUAGGAUCCAAGUCCUUAUCGUAAACUGAAACAUGAAAUACAAAAAAAAGGCUAAGCUAAUUUCUAACAUACAAACUACAUUCCAAUCAUUCCAUUGCAAAGUUGCAAAUUACACUAAGUCUAAGCCGAAGAAGGUGAGUGAAUCAAGACUUAAGAAAAUAAUCGAAGUACAAAAUUCGAGAUUAUAAAAAGAUACAUCUAAUAACAAAGCGAAAACAGUUCGAUGUACUAUAAAGAUCCGUAGAACCAUAAGGUCGAAAUACAAACAAAUAAUGAAACUAUAUAAAAGCAGAAGAGACAAACUACUCAAAAGAUUCUGAAAAACAAACUCUAAAACGUACUAAUAACCAAGUGAAAGGUGAGUAACAUUUUUAAAAGUAACAUCAGCCAACCUAUGCCACGUGGUAACAUGGCUGAGGAAAACAUGCGAUGAAAAAACUGGUGUAAGCUAAAGGAGUCUUAUCGAAAAGGUUAGGUGUAAAAAGGAAACUUAAUCACUUACAUAACAGUCUCGCUUGUAAGAGCUUGACCAAACAACUUCAAAGAUAAACUGGACUGACUGUACUAAUGACGAACACGACUUAUCGUUUGCCCAAACAAGCCAACUAACAAAAAUGCGGUUUGAGCGGAACUUAAGUAAUCACGUCCCUAAUGGACAAUGAAUAACGUCAUCUUGCGGUUUAACGCAAUACAAUACAAAUUAAAUCAAUAACGAAUCAAUAUUCGGGAAUAACGCGUGGUAGCCGUUACAGGAGGAGUCGACUUUUUAACACUGGACGUUUUUCGCGGUGUCUUGGGCAAUAAACGCUUUCCCUUGGACCCCGUUUUAAAGGAAAACUUGGGUUUUUUACCGCUUGCUGGUGUCUUGGGGGACUGUUAUAUGUCUUUUGAGUUUUGGGGAGAGUUGCGUGUUUUUGGUUUAUUGUGGUAGCUUGGAGUUGAUAUUUUGCCCUAAGCUCUCGGGAAGUGGCGGCCGUAGGGCUCGCCUCUUCCCAUAACUCAUCCCAACCUUGGGGCGUUUGGAAGUGGGGGCUCCCAGUGAGAGUUCAUUACUAUUGUAAACCAUAUAAUUACGGCUUCUCCUUGAGUUUUGCACCACCUACCGAUAUCCAUUUCUCUCUUUCUUCAAUCUGUUCAACCAGCCGAACAGCUCUCCGUCUACUUCUGUCUAUUCUUCCCACAACCUUUAAUUGCCUGCCUCAGUAGAAAGGAGUCAGCUUUACCGGCAAGUUGCACUACUGAAGACACUGCACAGAAUAGUGAUGGCCCUUCAUCUAGCUUGCUCAGUGUAGUAGUUUACCGUUGGAGCAAUGAAACAAUUCUUAGUGUGCACUUGUCUGUGUAGCCAUUAGACACCUUUUGAAUUUAACAACUCUUCCAUCCAAGAAUUGUCGCUUGACUUCUUAAUUAGUUUACCUCCUUUAAGUCCCAAGCCUUUUUUACUCGUACCAACGUAAUGAACUUAACCUAAGACAUCGUGUUUUUCAAGCUUAGCCUUUAUGAUUAAAAAACUCCUCAACUGAUGUGAUGACCGACUAAAAGAUGACAGCCACCUUCAAACGGCUCAGACAAUCUAUUUAACGUAAAGAUAAAAUGAAGGAGCACACACCCACAUGACAAUCAGCUUAACCCAGCUUCUGUAGGACCGGAGGAAAAGCUUAUUAGCAAUAUUUCUAUAAAGGCCGUUAUGAUGUCUUGACUCAAAAACUCUGCCAUUUAGACCAAAGUCUCAUAGAAGCCUCACUACAAAGAAAAAGCCAGUGCAUGCACAUGGUUAUUUUGCGGGAUCUUGUUGAUGAGAGAACUUGUCAAGUUUGUACAAAUGGCUUGCCAUUUGUCUGCUGUCAGAGAAUUUGAAAACGUGACAUCUUGCGACUGCUGCAAGUCACUGAUUAUCCUGUCACUGAAUGUGAUUAAUUGAUAGCCUGUUGACUAAUAUUUUACCCUAAAUCCAUGACCCAAAUGCAAUACAAACAAAUUAGCCUCCCACGCAGGCGUUUUUAGGGGAGCUUGGUGGGAGGCUACAAACAAAUAUGACUUGGGUUAUGUUUGUAGUUAUUUUUUUAUCUCAGGUAAAUUUUAUUUUCUUUUGUUUCAACCUCAUUAGCAUUACGAUACCCAAAAACAAAAGAAAAAAAAAAGCACCUGAAAUAAAAAAGUUAUAACGACAAUAUUCACUUCAUCCAGCAUAAAUAUUAAUGCUACAGCAAGGGGAUGAAAGCUGCUCCACUCAAUGCUGCUCAUCUCACCAUGAUGGUGCAUGUUACCAAAGUCAGAGUACAAUGGGCAUCUCAAACGGGUAGUUUCUGGGGUUUUGGCAAUGCAUUUUAUAUGAAACAGAAUAUGAGGUAAAAUGCAAACUGCUGCAAAUGCUAGUAAAUCCACCCUUAUCAUCUUUGACUGUUUUUUAACAUUGAACUGCACCGUUUGAAGCUGAAACUAACUAGACUGAAACUAAGACUAGCGUGUCAAAAACCAUGUUGAAUGUUACAUAAAAUUUAAAUUGAUACCUUAAUGUCUUUAAAUGACUUGGCAUGUAAAUGCUCUAUGGAAAUUUUCCUGUCUACUUUCUAUUUUGUAACUAAUUCACCACUUAACCUGACCCAUAUUAAUGAAUGCAAAUUGUGCCAAUCACUGGUUUUGAUGGAGCCCUUUGCUCUCAGACUGACAGUCUUAAUAAGUCACUUAAACCGUCAUUCCCAAAUUCAAAUACCAUCUCCACCAAACAGUUGUGUGGAAAGUCCCCCAUAUGUUCCCGUCAGUUCCGUAGCUUUGGUAAGCAAAGACAAAAAGUUUUAUUAAUGGUUAUUUUAUAUCCUUGCAUUUUGUUACAGACGAAGUGAGCUUUUCUCAUUUGUGUCUUUGCAAUGGAGUGUUGACGAUGGUAUCACCACAGGCUUUGAUUCAAUCAACAGAGGUAUAACCAUUGAAUAUCACUUAACAUAAUGCACUGGCCUCAAGCAAAUUACACAAACAGUAAGGACCUGAAGGUUCCCUUGAAGACUUAUUUGAGUUAAAAUUAAUGAAGUAUCCAGAGAUAUUUUGUCUCCACAUUAGCCUGGCAUCCGUAUUUUAGAGAACAAUUUUAGCAUUAAAACCAUAUGGAUUCUUUAAGCUACUUGAAAGCAGUGAAAUAUAAUACAUUAACUCAUUUCCCUUAACCUUUCUGCCGAAAAGAGCUGUCUGAAGUUGCUUAAACAUUUUAUCCCAAUCUUUUGUUACAUUCUGAAACUCCCCUUGCCUUCUUUCCUUACUUUACCUUGCUGCUCAUCCCCAUGUUUUGAUCCGUUUUCUUUGGGCUUUCCUAGGCUUCAUUUCUGUUGAAUGGGUUUUUGCACAAAUGCCGAAGAACGUAGCAUUAAUGCGUCUGCUCGGUCAUAAGUUUCCUCGUCUGCCAGUGAAGAAACAUGACUAUUUAGUUCAUUGAUGUACUUUAGUUAUAUGCCUUCUGAACAUUUUCUUGUUUCCGUAUUAGAGAGAAAGAGGGCAUAAAAAGCACUGUUAAAUGUUUUUCCUUGAAAUGGUUGUUACUGUUUUAUCUCAACAGAUAAUUGUAAAUGGCAAACUAACAAAUGGCACGUUGAUGUUUGAUGCAUUGUUUCCAGAUUUGUGUUGUCUUUGUGAUCGGUAGGUCUGCGGCAGCAUAAAUUAAUGUAGCUCACCUAUUGGCUACCCGUGAAACCAUUGUUAUUACAAUGACUAGUUUCAGAUUUUAACUUGGCACCACAUCGUGUCACAUUAUUCCAUUAUCGGGAUAAAGUAUGUUGCAUUUAGGACAAAGAUACCUUAUUAUGUGAUUUUUUCAAUACAAGCAAGAACCUACUGUGUUGCAUGAAUCCUCAGGUCAGUAUUUUGUAAGACAAAUGAACUUAUGAUUGUGCAUGCCUUGCGGUACCCUGGCAAUUCGCCAUAAUUAUUAUAUCUUAUUAGUUAGUCAUAAGUUGAUUGUACUUUGACAAUAUUUUCUACUCUUUAAGCCUGAAGGAUUCAAGUUCAUGUCUUUUCGCCUUUCGCACUCUGACGUUAUGGGCAAGUCAAGCAAGGUAUGCCUGGGUAUCUCGGAUUGGUAAAUUUAUAUAGAAAAUGGAUAUUCUAUGAUAGUUUAAGUGACGUGACAAUGAUGUUGCUAGUAAAAAAGCCAAGUUCUAGUCUGUAGCUAUUUUUCGCAAUGUUCACUAGGGUCAAGAAAUGUUAAGGUAAGAUUUAAAAAAAAAAAACAAACAGCAGCACUGUAGCUGUUUAAGAACAAAUGUUCUGUUAAGGUUUCACUUUUUAGACGUUAAGUUUCCUAGUUCAAUGUGAUGGAUCAAAUCUGGGCAUUUCCGCACGUGAACACAUAUGCUGCCCACAUCACUCACCACACCCAUAGAAUGGGAACACAACAGAUCACGUCACUUCUGUAGGGUUCCACAUUGUGCAGGCAUAAUUUUGAGAAUAAUAGUACGGAAAGAAUAGAGCAUUGUGUUGGAAUAAUACUGCAUCAUUUCUUGGAACCUUUGGGUCUUAUAAAACCUACCGAUCAGUGUACCAACUUUUAAGAACGCCUGGUUACAAAUACAAUACUUUCAGCAGCUCCAGUUCUACAACAUUAUCAACUUCCUCCUUAUUCAACAGUCGUGUGGGAAAAAUUGCAAAAAGUGCAGUUUUAUGUUUCAUUAUAAUGGAGCGUAAUAGCUCAGCAUAAUAGUUACAGCCACACCCUGUUGAUGCGGACACUGUGGGGGCAAAUAAUAAAUAAAUCGGGACAUUAGCAUUGUCCAAUUGAACCAAUAUAACUGUCAUAAAAGCUGUCAUUCUGCGGACUUUGUCUGUGGAAGCACUUCAAAGCCACCCAUUUUUUUGUUACUCAAUCAAUAACCGUUACCUGCAUAACUCGUUUGAUGCCAGAAUGGUCUGAAAUUGACGUCUACAACUCAUCCUUUCUGGUGUACUGUAGCGUUGGAAAUAUCGACAUGUUCUCACCCAAAGUUUUUUUCACGUUCUAAAAGGAAAGGCUUAUCACGGCACUAUUUAAGAAUUCCCUCUACUGUCAUUACUUAUCCCAAUACCAAAUAAAUGCUAGAUUGACUUGGUUGCUCUAUCCAUUCAUACUUCAUGUAUAGAUUGCUUUCACGUGUGUGUAUGUGUGUGCUUAUGUUCUGACCAGUUAUAUCUUAUUUGCUUAUUGUAUGUUAUCUUGUUUGUUUUUCUCUAUUAGCAUUUUUUCGUUGUAUCCACUUAAUGUAUUAGUUUUACCAUUUUUGCCCUUUUGCUCUUAAAUAUUUAAGUUAUUUCUUAAUUAUUCGUUUCUCUAAACUUGUUUAAUCUAUGGAGAAAUAAAUAAAUACUACUACUACUACAACAGUCUGCAUUAGUGAGGUUGACUUUCUGUGAGAAUCUGUUGAUUGGUCAAGAAACAAGUGUCUGUUGUUUGCAUUAAUGGUGUCCGUAUUAAGUGGGUUGGAUUCAGAGGAAAUGGGAGGGCUUUCUCCAGGGACAAGGAAAACUGUUCACGAAGUGUCCACAUUAAGCAAGUCUCUGUAAAACGGGUUUGACCGUAAUCCCAAAUUUUUUGUCAGCAACUGCCCGUCUUGUUCACAGGAUCACCUCAGUGAUCGCAAAGUGAUCUCGACCUUGGGAACUGGAGCCAAGGUGAAGACAAGGCUACGUGUCAUCAUUCUUGCCUCCCGUCUGAUUAGGGGAAAAGCGUGUCAAGGAUGCCCCAUCCCUCAAUACAGUUCAAACCAGCGUUGAUUAACUGUCUAUAAAUUCAUUCUUGUUUCUUCUUUCCUUGAAUCUUAUUGGGCUCUUCAUAAAUUACUGGGCGGUGUCCAAUGUGGUCCUUGUUUUCACACAGCCUGAUUGCAGAAGAUAUAUGCCACAAAGCAAUCUGGUGUUCUUCUUAGAAGAGCACCCGCUUGCUUUUAGGUCGAUUUUCGGAGACAUAUGUCAUGGCAAGUGCUUAAUUGAAAAUAACGUUUUGGAACCUCCAAAUUUGAAAAUUUUCUGGGGCAGGAUACCCCCAGACCCCCCUACAAGCUUCCUGUCUUUGGCACUGUCGAUAAGCCCCCCCCGUUAGAAAAAUACUUUGCUACGGCCCUGUUCAACCCUUUUCCUUAACGAUCGUUCCGUUUCUGCUAGAUAUGCUUGGUCACAUUGCUUGCAGGCCACUUUAUAGACCACAGCGUAUUUUUCACUUGGAUCCAAAGGGUCUUUGGGUCUUAUUCCGUUUAUUGAGGCAUUGCAAAUGGUGUAGCUUGGACCUAAACUCAGUGUUUUGCAAAUGUUUUCUUCAAUCUCUUCUGUAAGCCCCUGCAAAUAGGGCAGUGCCUCAAAGCCUUGGGAGGGACGGUUAAUUUUUUCCUUGCCUUGCAUGUCAUUGCCUAUCCGCCUUGUCUGUGGUUUCACACUCAGUGAGGGACCAUUUGAGGUCACCACGUUCACUAAGUACCUCUCUUGUCCUUUGUUUGAGGAUCUUCAAUAAUGGAAUCGCUUUAUUUUCACCUAGGCCACUGUUUCCAAGGUCAAGGUCACUUUGUUUUCUUGGCCAUGUCCCUUGAAGCCAAGGAGAUUCUGUGAACGAGAAGGACAUUUGCCGUCAAAAAUUUGGAAUUCACUGUUGCUAGUUUUUUUUCCAUUGCUGUUGAUAAGAGGAAUUUUUGAUUUUGUUAUUGCCUUGCACAGCAAACAAAUAUGUUUGCCGAAUUGUGUACAGCUUGUUCUGUUUCCUUUCAGGCAAAUUGCUUCAACUGGCCGUUAUGAUAGUUGUUGGUUGAAAGAUAAAUUGAAUGGAUCCUCACCUAUUCCAACCAAACUUCUAAGCUAUGUGUGGAGUCACUGGGACCAUCCCAUAGAGGUGAUUGUGAUUGUUACUUGCCGUACGAAGCCAAACGGUCUUCUUUGCUAUUUCCACCAGUAUUUAUCCGUUUAUGUUCAUUUAUCAGAUAUUGGUAUUUUCAUAGUUUAUAUUUGUCCACAGGUUUCUGCUUUUCCAUUAGUACAACUCUUUCCCCAUGCUACUUUGCGUUUCCCAUUACACAACAAUUUUUGUCUUUCGAACAUUACUUCAUUGAUGUACUUGUCUGAGUAAGCUGUGAGUUACUCAAUUUAUGCGUAUUACUAUUUACAGGGAGUACGAUACCAAACCAAAGUCAUUUGUGAGCAUGUUGUCAACCUCCACUUAAUAGUUUCCCAAAAUGGUUUGUAGAAGUGUUAAUAAUGUAUAACUAAACAUACGUAUUGUUAUUAAGACUUUGCUGGUUUGGGGCUAGUUGUGUGCAUUCCAUUUGCAGUAUUGUGUAGAGCAAAACUAUGGACUGCACAUGUAGCUUUGGCUUGACAACCUCUCUCAUUACCUUUAAGUCUAGAUGCUAAGAAAAUGACCUCAACACACAUCUCUACUUUUGUGCCCACUGAUUAAUCGCUUUAGGGGAAACUGAUGUAUUUUGGUAAUCUCUUAUCAGUGUAACACCCAGCAAACUUAUAAGAAUACUUACUGACAAAAUUGUGAAACACCGUAAAGUGUAAACUGUGUCCACAUCUUCUAGAUUCCCAUAAAGAAGCAUUUUUGAAGGAUCUGACCGAGUCUCUUCUCAAAGUUGGCUGGCAUGUGAGGGGAAAGUAUGCUGGAUUGUGCUGCAUAGCGUCAGUUGUGGGAGCUAAAAAGAUACUGCUUUGGUUUCCAACAGUUCCUCAGGAAAUUUAUCCUUUGAUGAGAGAUAGAUGCCUUGUACCACAUGUAAGCCAAAACUGUUUACUAUAGUUUAUGCAUGAUCAAGUUCUUUGUGAGGUGUGACUGUCACUUUACCUGCACCCGUGAAAGGAAUUCUAUCAGAUCGUAUAAGAUCAUGCGCUAGACACCAAGUCCAGGAGAAAAAACUGUGGCAACAUAUACAUUACAGUCAGUCAGUCGUCUUGCACCCCACCGUUUUUCUUUUGAAGUAAUCAGUCUUGUUUAUGGUAAUUUCACUAAGGUCCUAACAUCUUGAUGAGAAAUAGAAUAUUAGGUAAAUUCCCUGAAGUGGAAUUGCACCAACUAUUGAUGUUGGACCCUUUGAAACAACAAAAUCUGUUUUAACCUAAAGACCAAGAGUAGAGGAGGGUUGGUUGCAUCUUUCUCGUGAGAGACUUUGUAAGUUAGCUGUUGUUGUUUUUAUUAAAAAGCUACAUUGCUGAACAAGGAGCAUUUGAAAUUUGGUAUUGGAGACUACAUGGGGGGGAUCAUAGUCAAGUCUGGUACCUGCACCUUCAAGAACCCUCCUUGAUUUACAUGUACCUGAGGAUAAAUUGGGAUUAUUCUUGAUGGUAUUUUCCAUUGAAAAUAAAGAUUGUAAUUACCAAAAAUUAUAGGUUAUUCUGUUUGAUUGAUGCACAUUUUAGGUGAUGGACUUGGUGGAGAAAAUGGCAAAUUGCCACAAACAGGAGCUAAAAGACGCUGGGGAAGAUAUUGAAGCAUGGGAAAAGGUUUGUCAUCGUGUUAUUUAAUUUUUUUUCUACUUCUGUGAACAAUGUUUUGUUUUAAUAUUGCCUUGUUUCUCGUGCUUUGGGUAGACUUGGAUGGCUCCACUGCUUUACCAUGUUCAUCAUGGCUGUAAACUGAUGAGAGAACACCUAGCUCAGGUCAGCUAAUUAUCAGUAAUUAUAAGCAUGGCCCAGUUGUUCGAAGGUUGAUCAACGCAAACUCGGGAUUCAAUUUUCAUCUGGGUUUCUUUUUUUUUUUUUCAAACGCAUUUCUCAGAUAAUUUUUGUCAAUUCUUUUUAGAGUAUGUGAUCAUUAGUGUGUAGACAAACAUAAUUAAACUGAAUUCAAAUUGCACAUUAACCCUGGGAUAUCUUAACCCAGCUUUGAACAACCCGGCCCAGAGGUUUACUAAUACAUUAGCAAGAAAAAAUUUACGCUAAAAACGAGCGACGUUUCAGAAUCGUCUUGACUUAGUCAUCAAAUUCAAAAUGAUUAGAAUGACUGUGAGAUUAUGAAAUAUUCCAGAAUUAUUAUGUAAAUCUUCAGCGAACUAUUUCAUAAUCUCACAAUUUACGCUAAUUAUUUUGAGCCUGAUAAAAGGUGUGAUGACGACGGUAGUAUUGAUCGUCUAUCCAGCACUCAAAGGAUGCCACCACCUGUCAAUCAAAGAAUCCAAGAUGGCGGCGGAAGGCAGGCAGUCCUCAAAGGAAGUCACUUGUCAAUCAUGUUACGUCACCAUCCAAGAUGGUGGGUUCAAAAUGGUGGACGAAGAAAAGAAAAAAAAAAGAAUCGACUCUAUCAAGAGUUGAACCUGAAAUCUCCUGAUUCGUAGUCAGGCACCUUAUCCAUUCGGCCAUAGAGUCAUUGUCAUGUUAAGAAGAAGGCAUAGCGAGGUUUUGAUCCUCGAACCUUCGGUUUAUGAGACCGACGUGAUAUUCACUUCGCUACCGUGCCAUGAUAUUAAAAAGAAAAUAAAAACUUUUACCUGAAAGAGAAACGAGAGGAUUUGAACCAGUUAGCUUCGAAUUUAAAUAAAUUGUGACACUACUAUGUCAACGCUUUGCGCUAAACACGUUUGCGGCAAAAGAAGAAGGGAAAAAUAAAAUUAAAAAAUGAUCAAGGAAGAAUCCUCGACUAAACAGUAAUAAUGGUCAUGACUUUUAUUCAGGUGGUGGCUCCUAAAAGAGCCGUUUGGUUUGUGUAAGUUCUUCAAAGAACUAUUUCUGAGUGCAAAAUCGGCAGCAGCAGGCAUCCCGGGGGUGGGGGGCACUUAGGUAUUUUUUGGAUGCAUCAAACCACCCCGUUCUAGAAAAAUGUCCCCUCGACCCCAUUCUAGAAGGCUCUUUUUAUACCCCGUUCUAGAUAAAACUCUGGAUGUGGGCCAAUUUGUACGUUCUAUAACAAGUGUUUGUUGUUAACGCAUUGAACCGUAAAAAACAAUCUGUCCUUCGGUUUGAAUGUUCGAAAUAUAUACCCCCGUUCUAGAAAACGCCUCUGAAAUGGAUUUCAGGAGCUUCAAAAUCACGACCCCUUUGACUGUCAUUGUUCGAACCUUUUGUAAUAUAACUCUGGAUGGUGUUUGGAACCAAUGUGUAUCUUUGGCUUUGACGACUGUCAUUGGAACCAAGGGUGGAACCACACCGUCUUGUAGAAUUUGUCCAAUCUCUAUGUCAGAAUCCAGGUAUAACCUGAUUAUCAUUGCUUUUGUCACUGGAAAUACUUUGCCCCAGAAUCGACUUGGACAUUGUCAACAAUUAGUGGUAGACUCUUCAGGCAUCAUCAGUGGUUGAAAGCUUUUCCUUUAGCGGUGUAAAGAACUUGAGACAUAUUCAGUUUGUAUCUGUACAAUAAAAUAAAGUGCGUUAGAAGCGUUCAACUUUUAUAUGCUCACCGUUCCAGUCAAUGGUUUUGUAUGCUAAUGAUGUUCACUAGAAAAAGACAAAGCGGAUGUAAAUUCGACGUGCCGAAAGAAGGGAAAUUAAAAAAAGUCAAAGAAGUGUAUGAUAUUCAAUAACAUACACAACUUCGACUAAAACCGUGAGGGUCCCUACCAAUCUCGUGGACAGCAAACACGUACAGGUAAUAAUUUCGGUGACCUUCUUUCCAACCUGACUCUAACAGUUGGACAUCUUCAUCUUCUUCUUCCCAGGUUCGCUGCGAUAAAUCAGACAAAGUUGACAAUAAGUUAAAUGUCAACCAAAAUUUUGACGCUCGCGGAUGUUCGGUAAUGCAAACAUGUCUCUCGUUAAUAUGAUCAGCUUGCUCUUGAGUGAGGAUCGUAUCCUCUGUUUCAAAUGGGGUAGCCAUCGUUGAAAAUGAAAAAAUUUUUUCAACAUUUUAAAAACCGUGCUUUCGCAAAACAUGAAACCUGCGAACAUGUUUCAUCAAAGUCAAAAGGUAGCGAAGUAAUUAAUUUGAAGCCGACAAUGAGGGAGCGAAGAAGUUAAUUGGAAGUCGGCAAUGAGGGAGCGAAAAGCGGCUAAUUUGCAAUUAGAUUAGUCCUACCUCGAACCGCACCAAUCACCGCUUAUUGCGUCAUGUUUAAGGUAAGACUUUACACGUGCUUUUUCACCAGUCAUUCGACAACCUUCGAACGAAGCAGAAGCACUUUCUAGCCAGCCGAUUUUACAAUGAAGACUCUACAAGACCUUGCGCUACAAACCGUUCCCAAUCCCGCACUGAUGGGAAGAACCUUCUUAGUUCCGUGGCACCCGCUUGCUCAGAAGCUUGAAGCUCGCAAUUACGAAGAACAACGAAACUAGUUUCGUGAACAACAUCGCGUCCAUUUCAGGUAUGUUUGUGAAGAAUUUCGUUUUAUUCAAGCAUGGCAUUCUGACCAAAACAUUUACCCAAGCAAUGUUUCGUUUUUGGACAAGUAUUGGACAAGCUGUUUUGGAUCAAAGAUAUAGAGUGGUUGAGUGUUAAGACCAAAGUUUAUCUUAUGUUGUUGUAAACGUGUUUUUAGACACGCUUGUUGAAUGUUAGUCUUAGACAUAUCUUUUCUUGCGUUUAGAAAUGUUGUAAACCAAAUCAAGCAGCUAAAAGAAUUAUCAUAUUGCCGAAAAACCAAAUGGGUGCAUGUUCAGUAUGAAAAGUAUUCCUGUCUUCAGUGUCCAAGAAUUCGUACAAAUUUGACUCUCGACGGAAUUAGGUUAAAAAUGAAGCGACGGUUUGUUGAUAAGAAUCAAGAGGAAGCGAAGAUGAGGCAAUUAUAUUUUAGCCGAUCCCGCUGUCAUUUACAGUUUUAGUUAAAAACUUAGACCCACUUGUUUUUAUUUUUACUUUGUUAUAGAAAAACCUUACGAGCGAUUAAAAUUCGCAAGGUGUGCCAUUCUGCUUUGUGGGUUACAUUUAACGAACAUGCUGUAUGUAGCCAUUGCAUGAGACUCACGGUGGAAGGGGUUACCGUUGAGGGACAGUCGUGGUUAGAGAGAUAUCUCGAAGUAGAUUUUGAACUUGAAAGACAGCGAAUUUUUCAUUUGUUUGCGGGUAAAAGUGUGUUACGUAAAAUUUCCUUUCAAUUUUAGAAAAUGUCUGCAAGAUAUUCGAUCUUUACCUAUCUGUGGGUUCACAAAAUGGAUAUAUUCUGAGGAACAGUGUACCUGUAGGACGUGAAUUGGUUUACCUCAUGUAAUGAUUGAUUUAUGUUUAUUACAACAACCGUUUAUUGAAAACAUUGAGGAAGUACUUGAUCGUUUUGAACGUACAUACGCACAUUUAAGAGAAGACAUGCCGUUUCUGUUUCGUGAUCAUGAAUUCUAUGAUUUUUUAUUGUAGAUGCUGUCUUGGUGUGACAAAAGAAAUCGGAAAAGUUCCAGGAUUUGAGAUACGUUGGAUUGAAGACUUAUUAUAUUUUUGGCGUGGUCAUGGAAAUGCGUUUACCCGCUAUGUCGAUCUUAAAUUUUGGAUAGCUGAUGAUUGGAUUUUUUAUUGUUUAUGUUUCAGAUCUUGUUUGGCUCAAUUACAGCAAAGACCAAUCUGUAACUUUGUAAAGUGGGUCAAUACCUAUUACAAUGAAUUUUUAUGCGCGCACUGUUUGGGUUUGGCUCAACUGAACUCAUUGACCAUUAUCACAAUUCAGGUUAUUUUUGCUUUUUGCAUGCCACACCAAGAUAUCGACUGCAAGCGAGAGAACAAUGUAGAGAAGUGUAUGUGGAAUUGUUUGAUAUGUUUGACUGGUUAGGCAAGAUCGAAUAACGAUUCUCACAUGUCCUACUUUGUAAAUUAGGUUUUUGAAAAAGCAGACGAAAAGGUUUAUUAAUAAAGAAACGUUGCGUGUUAUAUUUAUUGUGUCCUGGGAAAUAAUUUUAUGAGCUGUGUUGUCAAAUGAACACUCAGACGGGUGGGAAAUUAGUUUAGUAAUCGAAUGAACACUCAGACUAAAAUUAAUUGUUCUAGUCAGUGGUUUCGUAUGCUAAUAACGUUCACUAGAAAACACAUGCAAAUUCUGCUGAGUCAGCAAAAACAAGGUCAGGCAACCUUGAACAACCUUAACCCAAGCACGUACGAUUUUAUCUGCGCACGUGAUGACCUGCACUGACCUUGAUCUAAACCUAUAUUGAGUCAUGCUGUACACGUGGUGAACCGGUUUGAAGCGGUUUCAACCAGGUUCAACGUGUCUUAGUAUAGCAUAUUAGCGUUUGAGAUUCAUUCAGUCUUUACUGUUUGUCCGCAAUGGAGUCUUCGGGCUCUAUGGAAGAAAGUCCUUGGUCGUCAAUGGAUGGAAAUGACUUGAUGAAUGACUCUAUAGAUGAAGCGUUAUUCGAACAAACUAUUUGAAGUAACGGUAAGUGAACUAUAAUGGAAUCUUUUACGAUGGAGCGGUUUGACUUGCAUUUACAAACAAAUGUAUGGGAAUGUUGCAUAAAAAGUCUGCAUUUAAGAAAUGUAACUUGCAGUGUUUUACUGCAACGAAGGAAAAAUUAUAAUAUGCGGACCCCUGAGAAAACAAGAACAAACUUAUAAUUUUCGGGGUAAAUUUAUUUUAGAUGAUAUGACUGAGUGGUCCGCUAGCCAGGGCAAUGAGCUCAUGACAAGUAGCCAAGAAGAGGUGUGUUUAAUCGGGGCGUGUAGGUCGGAACAACAAGGAGGAAACCUGUUAUUUGAUGUCGAUGUAGAGAGGGUUGGGGCUCCACGACUGUGUGGUGAUGGAACGGUAGAGCAGGAACGAAUGCGGUUGAGACUUCGGCAAUUGAGAGUGCCCGAGGACGAUUUGUUGGGGGAGGCCAUUGCUGAGGCGUUUAGACAAGGUUACCAUGAUGUGGUACGUGAACGGGGUUAUGUGCCUGCUGAUUAUUCGAUGCAAUUUGCGGUUCAUCACAGCAGUGGUAAUCAUGUGUGGACUCGAAGUCCCAACAUUCCACUAACAGAUUGGCUUGAUAAUAACCAGAGGUCUCGAUAAUGGUUGGAGAAACUGGCGAAACAGCUGAAUUCAGCUGAGGAUUUGGAUGCCACCAAGGGUGAAUUUUAUGUAGAGAUGACGUUUAGUUCUGGAUGUGGUGGAAAGAAUGGUGGGAAGAAGGGUAAUCCUGGGUGGAUGUCGUAUGAAAAGUUGCUGAAGAAAAGAGGUUGCAUUAUUCAGAUCAAGAACAGGGAUGAACUGUGUUGUGCUCGUGCAAUAGUGACCCUCAAAGCCAGAGUGGAUAAGGACCCUGAGUAUCAAAAUAUCAUGCAAGGUCGUGGUGUGCAAGGCUGGAAAAUUACAUCACGAAGUAGGUGUUGCGGAAGGUCCGUGCAGAUGGGACGAGUUAAAGAAAUUUCAAAAGUUCCUUGGAGCCGAGUAUCAAGUGAUUGUAUUGGAAGGGCCUAGAGGAACGAUUGUGUUCAAAGACAAGCUGCUAUAGUUGCACAAGGGGUACUUUCCCUACUAAUGGAUCCACUCAGUAUCCACUCAGUAAGUAUUACAGCUACUGUGGCCCGUAACCAACUGCUGAUGCGUAUAAUCCUGAUCGUAUGCAUGAGAAGAAAUGCAAAGCCUUUCUCACCUGGCAUAGAGAGAAAGUGGAAAGUGCUGCUAUCUUUGACUUCCAGUAACGAAGCCAUUGAAUGGUUGGAGUUCGAAAAUUCGAAGCUCGGAGGGAUGGGGCGCAUUCGGCAUAAGAGAAAUUCUUUGAAUGGUGAAGUGAAAGUCCCGACACCUGCGCAGGAUUAUUUUGUGGAUGGGUUUAAUGCUGAAACUCGGACGGUGUAUGAGUAUCAGGGUUGUCUCUAUCACGGAUGCAAGCAGUGUUUUCCCAGCAGUGCGAUGUUGAGAGGAAUGCUCAUCCAGAUCAAACAGUCGAUGAGGUCUAUGAGGCAAUGCAGCGAAAAACCCUGAUGUUGAGAGCGGUAGGCUACACGGUGAUUGAAAAGUGGGGGUGUGAAUACAAAGAAGACAAGAAAACGAAUGCUGAGCUGAAAUCCUUCCUGAACAACCAUGAAGCCAUACCACCCUUACAGCCACGAGAUGGCUUCUUUGGAGGACGCACAGGUGCGACUACAUUGUACGCUAAAGCAGAACCUGAUAAAGAAAUUCUCUAUCAAGAUUUCACGUCCCUUUACCCAUGGGUAAAUAAGCACUGCAAGUAUCCCGUUGGCUUUCCCGAGGCGCACCUGAAUGCCUCCAACCAGGAUAUCCACAGCUAUUUUGGAGUUGUACUCAUUGAUGUCCUUGCACCCGAACGACUGUUCCACCCGGUUUUACCAGUCCGAGAAGGGGGAAAAUAAACGUUCCCGCUGUGCAGUGGCUGUGUCAAAGAAGAGCAGCAAAAGCCGUGGCUGGAAAGAAGUAACGUGUGGUCACAACGCCCAAGAAAGAGCUCUCUGUGGUACGUGGUGUACGCCUGAAUUGCAGAAAGCGGUAGAGAAAGGCUACCAGAUACUCAAGAUCCAUGAGGUGUGGCACUUUACUCCAGAGAACUGACGGGUUGGACUGUUUAAAGAGUAUGUCAACACUUGGUUGAAACUCAAGCAAGAAAGCGCGGGAUGGCCAGCAGACUGUGUGACACCAGAGCAACAAGAGGCUUACCUAGCAGACUAUGAAGCACAUGAAGGAAUUAAGCUGAAGAAUGUUGCAGACAAUCCAGGACAGAAAGUGAUUGCGAAAAUGCUUUUGAACAGGUAAGUCUGUCAAGUUUUACUGCAAUGAAGAAAAAGUUAUAAUCUGCGGACCACUGAGAAAACGAAAACAAACUUAUAAUUUGCGUAAAAAGUCUGCACUUUUGAAAUGUAACUUGCGUGUUUUACCGCAACGAAGGAAAAAAUGUUAAUCUGUGGACCACUGAGAAAACGAAAACAAACUUAUAAUUUGCGUAAAAAGUCUGCACUUAUGAAAUGUAACUUGUCGUGUUUUACCGCAACGAAGGAAAAAAUUAUAAUCUGCGGACCUCUGAGAAAACAAAAACAAACUUAUAAUUUUGUCUUUCUGUCUUGCAGCCUAUGGGGAAAAUUUGGCGAGCAUCAAAACAAGCCACAGACUCAUGUCAUCACCUCUCCCCAUCAGCUGUUCAACAUUCUCGACGAUCCUGUCUAUGAGAUUUCCGCUGUACGCAUAUGCAGUGAAGACGUGAUGGAGCUCGUCACGACGAUGGCACAGGAAAAAUGUGAGAGCAGCUUUAAGGCCAAUGUGUUUAUCGCGGCCUUCACGACCUCGCAUGCUAGAUUGAAGCUGUACAGUGCCUUGGACACCCUGAAAGAACGCGUGCUGUAUUACGACACUGACAGCGUGAUUUAUCGUUGGAAACCAGGGCAAGAGAAGCUACCUCUGGGCCGAUAUUUAGGUCAAUUCAGAGACGAAAUUGGUGGGGACCCUAUUGUGGAAUUUGUCAGUGGUGGCGCAAAGAAUUACGGCUACCUUACCCGCAGCGGUAAAACCGAAUGCAAGCGCGACUGAAAAAGCAGGUCAAUCUGAUGUGUGGCAAAAUGGUUAUGUCAAUGCAGACGAUUUACGUGAAUGGGAGAAAGCAGGGGCCUGUCAUGAAGGGGUGGAUAUUUUUAAUACAGUGAAACACAGAAUAGAAGAAACAGCGCAUGCUGCUUUUGGAUGAUGGUUUUAAGUUUAGUUCAGCCCGUUGACAUACCUUAGCGUGGAACAAAGACGGAGUGCAACCGGAACUCGUCUUAACUCAUCUUAACUCGUCUUAACCCCCAGACCAAUCAAGCCGAUAGCAUGGGACCCAAUAUGGUGCAUAGCUACCCGAAUCACACUAAAGGAGUCAGUUCCUUGGAUACGGGAAAACCUACCAAAAUUCUAGGCAAUUGGCUUCAUUUAAGUACUCUCUCCAAUUGGCGUUUUAUUAACCUCAAUCAAAGUUUUGAAGACGCCUUAAACCUUCACCCCAGACCCCUGGAAGUCACAGCCAAAGUGACCGCCAACCGCGUGACCGUCACGCAAUCCUUGGGUCAAGUGUACUAUGCUCCUCAAGGAAGACAGCGCUAUGCGUUUACUCCCAUUCAAGAAACCUUUCAGGACGUACAAGACAAUCAUUGGGAUGAAGUAGAAAUCACUCUCAAAGAAUUGGAUGGCAGUCUAGUUCAAUUUCAAUCGGAUAGCCAAUGUGUGCUUCAGUUACAUUUUACUAAACAUUAAGACACUGAAGUUUAAGAAAAAGCAUGUUUUAUUCAAUAAAAAAGGCAUUACAAUUUGAGUUUUCUCUUUGCUUGCAUAAUUUUCUUCACCAUGUGUUCUGUCAUGGUUUUCUUACCAGGUAACUUGGUAAUAGCUUGGAUCAUCUUGUCAUCGGCUUUCCACUUAUCUUGCAUAUUUUUGGCCUUGCUAUACGCAAUGUCAUGUUUUUGGGCAAUUAAGUCUAACCGAUUCUUUGGCUUGUCUCCGCGCUUUAAGCGUUAGGCUAAAUGUUGCCAGGACGAGCAUAACUGUAAGUCGGAAUGUGAAACUCUAUGCCAGUUUUUUCAAUGGCGUUUUGAAAGUCAAAUUUUCCCUCUCUCUGUCGUCGCUUUCUGCGGCAAGUUUUAGUAUGUGUCCUCUUACCAGUCUUGGCCAUCGAGUUUACGUUUGGCGGGGGUGCCAAAGGGUUUCCAACCAGGGGCUGGUGCUAACUAUUUCAAAGCUUUUCCGGUGGCCUUUUUCAACACAGUUUUUGUUAAACCUUCUUUUUUUCGUUCCUCACUCUGGAAUUUGCGUGUACGUCUUCUUAUGGCUCUGAGACUGUCUCUGGCUAAUUCACCUGCACUUUUCCAAGGAGAUUUGCCUACCUGGUCUGAAAACGGUAAUUCUGUGGCUAAUUCUUGUGAAGAUUUUUCAGCUGUCUUUUGAGGGGUCUUGUAGGCAGACGAAGGAGACUUUUUCUUUUUAGGUGUCUUGGGUAACAAACGCGUUCCUUUCGACCCAGUUUUAAAGGAAAACUUGGGUAUUUAUCUGCUUUCCGGAGUCUUGGAGACUGUUUUAGAGUUGGUGUAAUGGGUAUUUGCGGAGUAGCAGCCACUGCCUUCCUUUUUAUACCUUUUUGAAUUUUCGCGAUAUUUCCCAUGAAUUGUUAAAAAAGGACCUACCGCUAAAUUAUGUUCAUCGUCAUCCUCUUCUGAAUCAUCAUCACGCCCUACAGCAUGUGUCCCUCCAGUUUGACAGAUUUGUUUCGUCCAUUGUCAUAAUUGUUGGUUCACGGAUUUUAAACGCAGUUCUUUCCAAGUAUCAGGGGCUGGACUUUCAAGGAAUAGUUCUUGUUGAGCCGCUAACCCUGCUGCUUUGGUCAAAUGACUAUCCUCUAAGAGAUCUGAUUUAUAUCGAUCACGUAACUUUAAGAAUUGCACAGAGUUUUCGACCGGUGUACUGGAUAUCCCGUCCAUCUUUCUAAUGUGACCUCUCGGUUGUAAACAAGGGGUACUUAUAGGUUUUUGGGUCGACACCUCUCUUUUAUUUUCUGCCUAAACUCCUUGAUCAUUUCAGCUAAGAGAAGAAAGUGGUUUAACAGACACAUCAAUCGUUGUAGCAACACGCGUUUCAUGUCUAGUAGUGGAAUUGAGUUUUGGCACAGUUUAAUUCUUUCCAAGCACCGGCUCCUAUCUGUUGACUCAUCAGUUGCCUGCGCCUUUUUAUACUCUGACGAGGAUUCGCAAUUAAGCGGAGCUGCUGACUAUAGGGUUUUAAUCGAGUCACGGUAUGUCUGCCAGGACAAAUAGCCCCUCGCAACUUAUUCAUGACCAGUUCACUCACAGCAUUAAUUUGAUCUGCAUUGGCAUAGCGUAAUUUUUGUUGGUUGGCUUCCUUUAAGACAUCGUUUAAAAAGUGACUUUGUCUUGUCAUACGCCCCGUCAUGUUGCUUUAGGUCGACGUGUCCUUUUAUACUUCUUUUUCUCUAAGGAUUUUAAUGCUUUCAUAGUCCCAUAAUUCGCAGCUGCUCCUAAUCCACCCAUAGCUGCGUCUUUUCCUCCUACCACUAAAGCAGGAAUGGCUUCGGCUAAGAAGUGUGCAAUGCCCCUGUGCUGUGUCUUCCCACUGCGGGUUUGCGCUUUCUGGUGGUACCGUGUCGUGCUUUUUCAUUUUGAACUACAGGAUGCACGAAUAGACUGCCUUUUUAUAUCCUCGUCAAACAUGUGUAGCAGAGGUCUACCUUCACGUUUGGUUAAAUGACUCCAAAUCCGAAAAUGGUCAUCGGAAGCAGGAUGUAAAUCUAACAUAAAAUAGCCAAAGGGACGAGUGCUGAGUUUUAAAAAUAAUCGAAGCGACAUUUUACAGGGUACACGUGCAACAGACUGAAUAAGCGUUUGCAUCUGUUCCCUUAAAUAUGUUUCCCCCAUGGUGUCUAUAUGUUGUUUUAGGUCCUCCCACCUCCUCGCUUGCGCUAGACAUUGCACAAAAUGGCAAUGAUACCCAUCCCACAUGACCGCUGGAUCAAGACAGUGAGUUACCCACUUGUGAAAGUUGUCUUGCCAAUAACACCAUUCUUGUUCCACUAAAGCUUUCAGUACGUUUUAAACAUCACCCUGCGUUAACAUGAUUGAAAUAAACCACACAGUUACCAGUGACACACAUUUUUAUUGAUAAAAAUAGCAAAAGGUGCUGUGGCUUACAUUGUAUUGUUGACAACUCAAGUCGCUCCUUGUGAGCUUUGUUUUAAUUAAAUGUUGAAUCUUUUCACCGACUCGUCUAUCAUUCAACAUUAAAUUGUGCGAAUGCCAUUGCGCUAAGAAAUCUUGAAAAGAGACAUUCCUGGCUUUGGCUUUUAGAAACAAAAGAGCAUAAUGCCCGCAGGUAUAACUAUCCAUGGCUUGCAAGGUUUGAUCGCUGGUAAUCACUUCUUUCCAUUGUUUAAACCAAGCUUGUAAGGUGGGGUUUUUGUAGCCAGAGAGUAGUAAAUCAUAACUGUCAAACACUUCACACACUCGAUUUCAUGUCCAAAUCGCCUGUGGGAUUUAAACAUGUCCGGGCAAUGACGUCAUUGGUUCUCUAUUUAACAAACGCUGCACUCUGCAAGUGAACACACAUCAAGAUGCUUCGCUCCACAACCUUGACGGUGAUUUCAGGCGGUGCGCUUGGCGUUGAUUUAGAAGCAGAAAAGUUAGCAAACAUUAUGGUUUGAAUGUGGAAGUACUGAUUCCUCCUUGUCAUCCGAGAAGCACUACUGUUAAGCCAUUAACACAUCAACAACUGGGAGAAGCGAUUCCUAUUACCAAGCAAGCCGCUGCUCGCCUGAACAAGCAAUUAGAAAAUCCUAUCAGUUUACAGUAUAUUCAUCGCAACUAUCAUGUGGUGAAACAAGCAGACAUGGUGCUGGCGUUUACAUCCUUUCAACCUGAAAGUAACCUAUGCUUUGGAGGCACUGGCUGGGCGGUGGAGAUGGCCAAAUUGUUAAAGAAAGUCUUGUAUGUCUACGAUGUGCAGCGACAUAGUUGGUUCUGGUAUAACCCUGAGCAUUUUGUGUUUUACGCAUGUGAUCAAAUGACCGAGGAACAGAUUGCUGUACCAACCCUUGUCCCCGCAAACUGCUAUUGUGGGUGUAAGGAACAUUUAUGAUUACAUGUACCCUGAUGCUUUACUGGAAUUGCAAGAGACUUUUAAACGGAGUUUAAACCUGCCUCAAGCAAACUGAGAAGAAGUAAAGGAUCUGUCUAAGACAUUUUCUUUUAGUUUAAAACUUUAAGUGACUGUAAUUUCAACAUCUUUCUUUGCUUUUCUUAGUCAGUGACUUUGUGAGCUCGAGUGAGAGAUAAAUCCUUGGAAACAGCGUUCGCAGAAAUAAGUUUGACUUUGAUGAGACUUGCUUCUGGAAAGUAGUCGGUUGAGAUUUUUCACCCAGGCAUAGUGAGACUGCUCUCCUUUCUUCCAGUACAAUAAAGUGACGCGAGAGAAUUUCUAAACAUUUAUAUUACAAUAAAAAGAAAACAAAUUGUUUUAUUAUAACUAUGGUAUGAUUAUACUUUGUAUACAUUCUACACACUCGAUGAACCCUUAGAAAACGUUUUUAAACGUUUUGUUGUUCUCCUAUAUAAAGUCACCUUCUACUAGUCCCUUAGUAUCUGUUCUCCCCUUAGCGACUGAGAUCGUCCGCCAUUUUGAAUCCGCCAUCUUUGAGUCUUGGAUGGCCGCCAUAUUGGAUGGUGACGUCACAUGAUUGACAGGCGACUUCCUUUGAGGACUGGCGGCCUCCGGCCGCCAUCCUGGAUUUUUUGAUUGACAGGCGGCGGCAUACUUUGAGUGCUGGAUAGACGAUCAAUACUACUGACGACUCCAAAACGUCGUUUGUUUUUAGCGGUAAUAUCGCAAUUAUUUUUCAUUUCAUCCAAAUUGGACACUAACUUAGGAUAGUGCAUGAGACAUACCUUACUGAUAAAUCGACUAAAUGAAUAUGAUCUUGUUAUUGUUUCCAGGCAGUGUUGAUUUAUUUCUAGCACGUUUUAGAUCUUGUUUGCACAACUCGAAUUCACGAGAAUGUUGUUUGUCGCAAACAAACAACUCAAUUUUUACCUCUUUAAUACCAUGUUUAUGACAAUCUUAGUUUUUCUCUGGGAUAGCAUCAUUAACUGGGUUAUAUAAUUCUUCCCCAGAAGUACUGCAAAAAGGAUUUGUUGAAGAAGCUGGAAUUGUCUUAAAUGUUAUUUUUUCCGAACACCGGCUUGCUACACACUUUCUAUCGCCCAAUGCAUACUGAGAACGUUAGGCAAUGACAUUGAAUCAUUUCUGACAUGAUGCAUUAUGUUGUUUGUUUGUACUAAUUAUAAUAUAAUAAACUGCUUCUGUUCAUUUUUACAAUUAGCUCAUCCUUCGUAAAGAAUGAUUGACCAAAGUUUCAUUUGAAGGGCUAUUGUAACCUAAGUUUGCGAAACCCAAGCUGUUACUGCAACAAUAUGAACAAAGAAUUUCCAGCUGACUACAUUAGUAGUAUAAUAGGGACAGCAUUAACCGUUUUGGCGGUGAAAUCUCAAAAAAUUUUCGGGGGAAAAAGUUAACGUCAUAAAUAGGUAUCUUAUGAUAGGUUUAGGUUGUGCCUGGUGUAAACGGUUUGACAGGGUUUAAUGUAACGUCGCCUGUUUUGUUUUUUUCUGCUUUCGUUGUACUUUGCAGAUAAAUAAUUGUUCUGUUUCCGAAUUACUGAUUCUUAAGGUGCAAAUAGCGAUCAUAUCAAUGACUGAGAGGGCAAGCAGCGCCCUGAAACUCGCUAAAACAAUACUUGUUUGCUUCCAUUCCAAUUAUAAACGUAAAAUGUGCUUCUUAACCUGUUUGUAGCCAUAACAAACUUCUUGCAAAAAAUCCCAUGCCAAUUCCCAUUUAAUGCAAACCUUUUCUCCUUGUUGUUUUUACAGUAUUGUCUUCCAAAGCUUCUUAAAUGUUGUCCGAAAAGCCUUCAGUAUCUUAUAAAGAAUCUUCAAGGCAGCAAUGGUGAGCGUUGUUUUUGCUAGUUUUGUGUUUGCCUCACUGAACCAUUCACAUCAAUUAGACAUAGCAGAAUUUUUGUCUGAGAAAAUCCCCUCCGUACUGUAACAGUAUCAUUCUAAGAUGUGAGGUGGCAUUAAUCGUAAGGUGUUUAUUAAGGUGUUUCUCUUUCAGAACCCGGGGGACUGUUAGCAGACUAAAUAGAAACUUGUUUGGGCCUGUAGAUUACUUGGAUUGUAACUCAAGAUAGUCAACAGUGUUUAUCUGAACAUAAUUGUUUAAGUGGAAGAAAGAGGAUAGCGCCCUCCAAACAGCCUUGUGACCUCAGCCCUGUGUAGAUAAGAAAAAGAGUAGGAAUGUUCUAUUCUCCUUCCUGGCAAGUUUUAAUUGUUCUUUUUUGGUUUGCAUUGAUGGUGUUACAGUACCAAACUCAAGAGACCUUGGAACAUUAAUUACAUGUUUAAAGACAGCUCGUUCCGCAGGAUUAAUGAGCUUGAAUAAGAACACUCUUAGUACUGGAGAAAAUGUGUGUAUGUGGUGUGGAGUGGUGCCUGUGGAACUGAUGAAGAAAGCACUGUGUCAUUUGGAUGAUCAGGUAAACUUCAUUGUUUUAGAAUAUUCAUCUCCACACAGCACGCUCUGAACAUUGGGGGUCCUAAAGACGUGCGGGACGCGUAUCACACUUAAACGUAGUCAAUGGCUUAGUUGCCCCUGAAUGUGUCCCGAGAAGCGCAUUGGCUUCUAAGCGCUCGAGUGGGUUCUGGAAUCUCGAUAGGGACUCCGACAAACCGUUAUUAUCAUUUGCAGGUUUUUAUACACUUGCAUGGUCCUUAGAUCCUAACUACGACUGUCAAGGCUGAAUAGUGUACACAGCAUUGUGGCAGCUUGAUUGAAUUGUAUCCCGCAUUACCGGUAUACGAUUCCGUGCAACUGUUGCUCACACGAAACACAGUGUGUUGAAGUUGUCUUCUGUCCCAGAAAAUCUAGUGUGCGAUCCUUCGGGAAAAAGUUUCCUCUUUGAAAACAAAAUUGGCCUUUUUUUCCUUAAUAUCAAACAACGUGAAAACUAGCUUUACUUUUACCUUAAAAUACUGCUAAUUUCUUUUUUUCCAACCUAAUGUCGUGAAAGAUGAGACAACACGGGUGAACCAUCUUUGUUAUUUCCUUCCGAAUGUUAAGUUAACUUUUAUCCUCUCUUUUAAUACGUAACUUUGCUAUGAUUUGCAGAUUCGACUCGCUGCCUUUGGGUUACUUUGUGAUUCUACAAAAACUACCGAAUCAGUCACCGAAGUGGAUUUACAACUGUUACAAUUAUUUUGGCCUUUAAAUAUGAAUAAUCAGUCUCCCUCGUUUCGACAGCAAGCGGGAGCACAUUUUAAAAAGGUAUUGCGUAAAAAAAGCCCUUUCCGACUGACUUUUAUUUUAGGGCUUCCCUGUUGAGAAUGUGUGGGAAAUGCAGCACAGGUGUGCGGUAGGUUUACUUAGGGCACUUGUUAGCUAAUAACAAUUUUUAGAUGCUCCUGUUAUUAAUACGGGUGAUUCUUCGGCCUCUGUUCAAGAUAUCAGAUAUUAGGAUUUUGAAUUUAGAAAACUAUUUUUAGCUUGUACUUGGAAAUGUGGUAUUCGUUGUUAUAUUAAUUUUUGUAAAGAUACACUUUUACUUCCAAAUUGAGUUAAGUAGAAUUUAACCAACAUUUCUGUGACCUAUAAUUCCUGCAUCCCUGACGUCACAAAAAUCCCCCAAGAUGCAAAAUAGUCCAUGGCGUGCGUCAUGUGCGAUGCAAAGAUUGAGCGAUUGAUCUGAAAAUGUUAGAAAAGAAGGACUGUAUUUUGAUUCCAGAAUACUGUAAUGCCGAGUUUUGGUGUUAAAAACUGUCUGGUUAUAUCAAGGCUCAAACGUUUUCCAUUUACGACGGAUUUGUUCAAGAUGAGGCCCAGGAUUCAACAUAACUGUUUGUAACAAAAUCAUCAAUGUUUUUAAGAGCGAAAAUACGAAGGAAAACUUGUUUUAUAUACCUUUAGUACUACAUUAUUUAAUAACUGUCUUAUCGCGCCACCCAAGGUUUUACUAAUAUUUUGCGUUUUUUUAUAGUUCUUAUUAAGAUUAAGGGAAUGCCUUCGGAUAUCCAUCAAAAAUCUCAAACAAGACAAAAGGAAUACAGACAUUCCGUUUUAUCAACACCAACUUACUCUUUAUAGGGUAAGUCAUCAUUUUUUAUCUCUAUUGUAGCAUCAAGAGUACUUCAUAUCUGUUUUUUUUUUCUAACAUCCAUGUUUCAGUAGAAAAUAACGAAACAGGUCAUUAUUAACUGUGCAUAUUUCAACUCUUUUGAGACACUUUGGGUUUGUAGGUGUGAGAAACUCAAGUUUUCUACCAAUGUUUCAGUCUUCGCAUAUCCACCAAAGGCCUGAUUUUGUCGUUAUGUACCGACCGAUGGCCUGACGGCUUUUUCUUCUCCAUAUAACCCAUAAAGUUUAUUGAUUACCCAACGAAAUUGCAUAAUUAAAACGAAGUUUCCAACGUCUGCGCGAAUUAAAAGAAGAUGGGGGUGAUCGCUUUUCUAGUUGGUCCCUUUUUCACCUGCAUCUCCUGUUGUUAAUAGGAACGUAGUGUUAGAUCCUUUCUCCAUUGUUUCCUGCAAACCAAUGAGGUAGCCCUCGUUUUAAAUGGUGUCAAGUUAUUCAAAAAAGGAUGUGGAAUGGAUAUUUCAUUUCGAUGUUGGAAAAUCUUGUAUAUCGUAAUUAUGGUAUACUUGAGUACUUUAUACUUAAUUAGUUUUGGUAUAGUUGUGCCAGUAAUUUAUCUGUUUCUUUCAGGAAUUUCUGCGAUGGUUUUGUUCGUCUCAGUUUGACUCAUUGUUUCCUGGUGCAUCAAUUACCCGUCGUACAACAGCUCUGUGCAAUCUGAUGUUGAUGAAGCAGGUUUUUGGCUUUGAUUCAAACAGUGGUAUGUGCGUUCUCAUCAAUGCCCAUUGGUCUUUUGUUUUUCAUCAGAUAAAGUGAUAUUCUCUGAUGAGAGAAGCUCACACUUGUAAAAGUUUUAUUAAAUUGUCCCCUGCCUUAAAUCAUCUUCUAACACAGUAAGAAAAUGGUCAAUAGGAACCUCUUUAACAGGUUAGGCUGAAAUUUAAUAACAAUAAAAAUUACUUUUCCAGCUGCUAUUCCUGACGUGGACAGGUUUAAUUGCAGUGAAGCCAUAACAACAGAUAACGUGUUUAUUCUUUUGGAUUGUUUGAGUGAUUCAUAUGAUGUUAACAAGACAAUGGCAUAUGACAUUAUGUUGGCUCUACCUUCUGAACAACUUCCAUUCCAGGUAAAGUAACCUCCGUGUUUACACUAAUGUGCAUCCGUCAGAUACAGCUGCCUCGUAUGUGCAACAAUGGCCGUAUUCACACAAGAGACGGAUUAUCGGUUGGAUAAUUCAUGUCAGACAAAUAAUACGUCUUAAUUUGAAAAUGGAGCGGUUUUAAUUUCAAAUGAAAAAUCCGCCUGACCUUAUCCAUCUGUCUAUUCGUCAAUUUUGACAGAUUUUGAAGAUGGAUGGAUAGAUGCGAAGCCGAGAGUUUUUACACCUGAUAAUACACGACUGCGAGUUUUUUGAACGGCUUCAAAAUCUCUGAUAUAGAUCAACUCAUUCUUGCACUAAUAUUUAGAUUUAGGGUUAUUUUGGUCUAAAAAAAUGGACAUGAAGUUAAGCCGUGCCUUUAUCUUCCUUUAUCAGACAUAAAGACACUCAUUAAACAUUUAUUUCUUUUGUUUUUUUCUGUAUGAAUUAUUAAUGAAUUUUUGAAAGAAAUAUUGAGGUGGAAUAAAUUACUAUCUGAGUUCAUGUCAGGUACAAGGAAACCGGAACUUGAAAGAACUUAAAAGACUUGGCCCAAAAAAGAUAAGACGGCGUCUUUGUCCAUUAUAGCCAUCCACGACCAUCGCAUUGGCCGUUUUUAUUCUAAGGACGCAUUAUCCGUCUAGACGAACUUGAGCAAAAAUUGUAGUUUGUCUGGGUUAUUCGUCUCAAGUAUAAAGACGGGUACGAGACGCAUUCUGCUUCCAGACGAACUACCUUUCGUAGUGCGUCGUCCAAGACGUAUUUCGAAGGGAUGUUCGUCCAGACCCCGGGGUACUCCCAUACAUUCCCUAUACAGGUAUGUGCCGCCCAAAGGGGUUGUGAUUUUGAAGCUCCUGAUUUAAAACGGGGUAUCCAUUUCAGAGGCGUUUUCUAGAACGGGGUAUAAUAUUUCGAACGCACGAAAGCUCCACUUUUGCAAGCAGCCAUUUGAAAGUAUUCAAGGACACACUGAGGACAGAUUGCUUUUAAAAAUACGGUUCAAUGCGUUAACAAGCAAACCGUUGUACUCUUUGUUGCACCCUGGAACGGAGUAUAGAAAAUUGGCCCAUUUCUAGAACGGGGUAUCAGUUUUAGGGCGAAUUCUAGAACGGGGUAUAAAAAAUUGGCCCAUUUUUAAAACGGGGUAUCAAUUUUAGGGGAAAUUUUUUCUAGAACGGGGUGCCAAUUUGGAGUCCCAGGCGGCACAUACCCACCCAAAAAAUACCCAAGUGCCCCCCCCCGGGGUCCAGACGCAUAAUGCGUCUUGUGCCCGUCUUUAUACUUUAGACGCAUAACCAGAUGAACUACAAAUGUUUGCCCAAGUUCGUCCAGACGGGUAAUGCGUCCUCUAGUUUUAAAACGGCCAUUGUUGCUUUAGGCUAAAGAUUUUGUUAAUUGGUGUAACUUUUUAUUUUUCCGUACCGCUGAUGAUGAAGUGUCCGUGAAUUUUCAAUGUGCCUCAAUGCGGAUGACACUAGGCUUUUAUGUGCAUAAGAUUCCACUACAAUUUGUUUUAUUUAAAAGCUUCUGUAAUUUUGUAACUUAUGUGGCAUAGGAAGAGGCUAGCUGUCUACAUUGGCUCAACAUGAUUGAGAGAUUAGUUUCAAGCCCUCGAGCAGUUGAUUCGUCAAGUGCUGCCAUGUUUCUUAGAUUGUUUGUGGAGCGAUGCCGCUUGCCAUUGACAUUUCAAAAGCCUAAUGGUGCUAUACCGUCGAAUGACGAUCAGGAAAGUGAACCACUGUGCAAUUCCUUCAAGUUUGAUCAUGUACCUUGUACUCAGUCCUUCAGAGUUUUAAGUCACUUAGUUGAUUUACUCCAGGCGCAUUCCUCAACUGCUUCAAGGAAUUUAUCCUUGAUUGGUAUCCAAGCCCCAAUGCAUGGUGUCCUGUAUUGUCUGCGAUCUAUCAUCAGCCACACUUCUCUCAGGUACAGUCAAAACUAUUAUCGCAUCGCAUCGCAUCGUUUUCGAUCAAUCAUCUUUUAUAAUCGACGAUCAGCACUCCACUAGAGGAGACGUGGAGCAGAGAAAGUCUCGCGUCUCGCAAUUGUAGGCACCUGACAUACUAAUCGUCGUGCUAUACUCCCUAUGUAUUAAAUGGUGGCCUUGUCUAAUGGUUCUAUUUGUAAUGGUAACUGAACUGAGUGGAGUGCAAUUUUGUCUGAAAUCAUAUGCGCGAUUUAAGCGAGUUCGAUUUUUAAAUCACAAGUAUGAUUUCAGACCAAAAUGGCACGACACGAAGUUCAAUUACCACUUUAUUACAACCAUUUUGAAAUUGCAGAAUUCCGUCAGUACCAAUAUUUAUUUGAUCUAGUAGCUGGUUUGUUGAUGAGCAGAAACAAAAAAAGGCUUUUACAUCUCAUUUUGUACACCAAACAGAAAAUGAUGCAACAUGAAAAUGGUGCGAUUUACAACAGAAAUUACGUAAUUUAGAACAUGAAUGACGCGAUAUAGAACAGAUUUGAUUUAGAUAAAAAAAAUAGUGUGAUUCGUGAAUAAAUCACACUCUUGAGAGUCAAUCAGACUGCAGGGAUCAUCAAUGAUUUGAAAAUGGAUAAAAUGAAUACUUAAAUCCCGUCAAUAAUCGUCAUAACCGUAGCAUGCAAUUCUUAUGGUGUGUUUCUUAAUCCUUAGCUCUGUCGCUGAUGAUGAACAUUGGCAGAAUCUAAUGUCGAUUCUUGUGACUGAGUGUCUUUGCACAGCAGACAUUGUUGCUCCGGUGAUAACUAGUGAUUCUCCUGAAGGCUGUAUGGCAGAUGAUAUUCAAGGUAAGUUGAUUGUUCAAGGCCCAAGAAUAUCCGAGUUUUAUUGUGUUGUUUACAACAGACACCUUUAUAAAUUGUAGGAGCAGAAGAAGACAUGCUUGAGAUCCCUGAUACUUUAGAUGAUGUCAUCAAGGCGCCUGCCUCUCAGCUGCUGCUAGUGUGUUGUUGGAGGACUAUGAAAGAGGUGGCGCUGUUGUUAGGAGAGCUAUCUGAGAACGCUCCAUUGCAAGUUGGCAACAGCAAACAUGGUUUGUUAACUGCCAAACAGGUAAUGGUGCUGUACAAAUUCUCCCUUCCCGUUAUAAACACUGUUGAGAAGAUAAGUCCUUUAUUUUAUGGUGAUAUGAUGCACAAUAAAGAAACGUUUUCACCUUAAACUGCAUCCUUAAUCAGUCAGUUGUUGGCGUGGUUAUAAAUUGAUAAGAACACAGCUAUGGCCGAAUGAUGUAAUGUAUCUUGAUCCAUAUUGUCCGGAAAUUGAGGCUUAAAUACCUCAGUGUCAGCAAAUAGUUUAAAUCAUAAAUGUUCACCCAACAAAUUAAAGUUGUCCAGGUUGAACUAAAAGUAUUUGUGACCACUAACGAGAGUAAUAAUUACCUGGAGGUACUAUAACUUUAAAUAAAUAAAAUAAUAGAAGUGGCCACAACUUUCAACUGUUUAAUGAAACAUCAUUUAUGUUUGGAGUGUCAAGAGCGACAUGAAUUUAGAUUGCAUUUACUCAUUUUCCACUGACAAAGUUUGAAACCUUCCCUUUAGGUUAAACAUUUAAUCUACACGUAAACACCUUUAAAAAGUGUAAAUUAGCUCUUAUAAUUCAAACUCGUAGCUGGCUGUUUUUUUCGUUUUCAGUUACAUAACAUCGGUGCAUUCUUCACCAAAGUACUGCUUAAUUCGAAACAUAGAGGUGCUUUCGAGCUAGCAUACACUGGAUUUGCUAAACUUUGUGCUGUUAUGUGGAGGUACGACGCCAAUGGCCCAUUUGUCUUUUUUAGGUUGGGAUGUUUACUCAAAAGCAUUAGUACUCAGGUGGUUCACUUACUGUCUACCAAUACCACUCGACCAUUGCACUUAAUUACUGUCAAAAGUACGAGCAAUAAUUAAGACAAUGCUGCUGCCGAUAGUGAUGAUGUUUAUUACACCUUCGCGAGGUUUUUGCGAUAAACGUAUUUCUAGUAAUAAAAUGAUGGCAAUGGCAAAACUGCCGUUAGGGACGGUGUUGUGUUGAUGGUGAUGCUUAUAAUAAUGCAUGAUAGCGAUGAUGAGGCUGCUCUGGUGAUCGUCAUGGUAAUGACGGCCGGUGAUUAAUAAUAAUUAAUAAUUAGAAAUUUAUAACGCGCCUUUUCCAUGCAAAUAUGAAUGAAUGAAUGCAAAUGUGAUGCUGACGAUGAAGCCACUGGUGGUGAUAUUAAUGAUAUAAGAGACCCUUAAAUUCUAAGGCGAGGACGACUGCAGGGACAAGAUUUUUUCUAUACAGUUUAAACCCCGCUUUACGGGCACCCACUUUAUACUGACAGUUUCCUUUUGUCCCUCGGGAAAGCCCUGAAAUUUUUUCUAAAUUUAACCCGCUUAACCCUCAGUCAUUUUAAGAUCCUGAGUGUUGGUCCGGCCGGGGUUUGAUCCCGCGACCUUCCGCUCAGCAGACCGGCGCUCAUCCAAUUGAGCUAACAGGUCGGCGGCGCUUUUUGAGAGUGUUUCCACAGGAUUUAGUUCGCCAGUCCGCCGAACGACGGCUUUGUGUAGGAUGGAGAUGUUUAAUUUGACGAUGCUUAUGUCCUGUUUUAUUUCUUUAGUAUUUUGGUCUAAUAAAUAGUGUUUUUCUUUUUACUUUAAUAACAUGACCCGCUUUAAACGGACACCCCGUUAAUAUGGACACUUUCUAUGGCCCCCUCAUUGUCUGUAUCGACGGGGUUUGACUGUACUAAGUAGUGCGCGCGCAGGAACCAGCUUAAGUUUGGCGGGGAAACGUACUGUCGCCAUUCUAUUACGGUUUAGAUGUCUUUGUGGCGGGAACAAGUUAUCAACGGUUAGAGAUGAAGCUGAUGAUAAGACUGAUGAUUUGAUGGUUAUGGUAAUGUUGCUGAUGAUGAGACGUAUAAUGAGGAGAUUGCUACAUUUAGCAGUGAUACUGAUGAUCAGGCUACAGCUUUAGGUGUCACUUGAAAUUUUCGAUUAGAAAAUCGUCAUUGCUUGAGUUCUUCUUUUUUCUCUUUCAGAAGUGUAGAUAAAGAUUUCCGUCAGUUACCAGAGAAGUGGCUGCAUUCUCUGUUAGAUGACCUCACAAGUGACAACCCAUCAGAGCAAUUGUGCGGCACAAGAAGGAGCGCCGGUGUUCCUUUCUUCAUUCAGGUUAACUUAAAUCUGUCAAUUUAUUCAGGAAAAAAAAAACACAGCUUUAAGAUGAGUGUUGCCUUGGUUUUGCUGAAACAACUUUCCACUCUGUCUUUUGUACCAUUUACAAUAAAAAAUUAGCUUCGUCUUAUUCUCAGAAACAAUUUUUUUGCGGUUUCCUUCACCACACCAAUAUAAGGCCUCGUUUAGGGUAACCAAAUUGUUGAUUGCAUCCAGGCUCUAUAUUGCUCCUGAAGCCUUAUAAAUUCCCAUGUUUGUACAAAAUAUUUGUGGUUCUAAGUCUACGAUUUUUUGUCCUGCAAAUUGUUCUUGGAAAAUUGACCGCGCAGUUAAUUGAGAGGCAAACAGUGUUCUGAGGACUCAAGCAAAGCGCAACAGUGUUUUAAAAUUUUAAUUGGAGUUGGACCUAUGUAACUGUUGUGUCAUUCUUCCAUAGGCUAUUGUUACAACUGAACCGCCUGCUGCUGGAAGAGCGUGUUUUAAACAAGUCAUGAAAAGUAAGAAACCCCAGUGUGAGCUAUCUACUAACUCCCUGAAUUAAGAAAGAAGAAAAGUUUCAGUUCCAUAGUAGGAAUUCCCUUCAAAAAAAGUGCCCAGACCAAAUGUUAACGAAGAUGAAAUUUUACAUUUUACAAUAUCCACUGGCAAACCAAAGUCUGUCACCGUGAAACCUGUUAUAAAUGAAAUUAGUAAAGAUAUAAGGAAUAAAGGGAAAGCAAAUUAAAUAUAUAUAUAUAUUUUUGGUAAUAGUAAACAUAUUUAGGUUUUAUUAUCAUCAAAGGGAAAAAUAUUUUGUAACCUUUCUUGGGUGUGGAACAGUGUGUCAAAGUGCUGGAUUUUGUGACCGGAGUACCCAAAUUCAAAAUCCGCUCUGACCACUCUCUGACUUUGUUCCUUGGUAGUUCCUAGUUCAGCUCCUUGGCGUGACUUGUAAAUAGCAAAAAUGACUUGCUUCCUACAUAAUACCAGCUGGGAUAUUUAGACCUGUUAUGUUUGGUUUAUUUGCUCAGCCCCAUUAGCCUAUAAAAAGGAGGAUAAAACGGAAGAGGGUACAUGAAGUUCGUUUUUGUUAUUAUCUAUUAGAGCUACUGGAAAUUGCUUCUCAACCUAUCGAGGAAACCAGGAUCCGUGAUUCGACUCUACCUCAGGUAUGAAUUUGUAGAAUAAGGUUAAGCGGGACACAUAAUGGAAGGGUUAGGUUAUUAGGUACAGCACUGGCCUCUAGAGCGAGAGGUCACUGGUUUGAUUUCCGGGACCAGACCAAUCCUCAGGGCCUUACAAUUACUGUGGAGGAAGAAUUUACUUUGCCUUUGCCCAGAAAAGGGAUUGACCUGCACAUGGCAGGUAGGCGGUCCUGCCUCCAUUAGGAGACUUAAAACAGUAUCCUCAAUCAGGCCUCCUGAAAGCCCCCAAACCAGCUAAGAGGAUUAGGUGAGAAAACAAUAAACAAUAGAAACAGUGGACCACCAUCAGCUGCAGCCUGAUCAUUAGCAUCACUGCAGGCAGAUGACUUCUCGUCAUGUGCAGGAAUAGUGAACUUUUCGCCUUCAAUUGAUAGACAUGUUCAUGGGCUGUGAAGUAUAACCACACCUCUUACUUAUCAAGUUUUUUUCGGUAAAUCAGAAGGAGAAAAGUUUUUUUAGUUUCCAUAACUUACGGUCUGACUGAAAAACCCAGGUUUAUAAGGGGUAUAGAUAUUCUUUCAAAUAUCUGUCGAGGUUAUUACUUCGUUUGAAUUGGGCAAAACGAACACAGUUAGACUCUCCACUAAAGUACGAAUCAUUAAAUUAACGAAUCGCGUGUUGUGCGUGUGCGGACUAAGCCAGUUAUAAUAAAACUAUGUUUUGGUCUUGUACAGGUUCAUGCGUGUAACAUUCUUCGUGCCUUGUACCGUGAAACCAAACUUGGUGAAGAUGUCUUUCCUUUUGUUUCUGAUGGAGUAGUUGUGGCUAUUACUGGAUUCCAUUCCAACAGCUGGGCAGUAAGUAGCCAAUUCUUGGGUAAACUAUAUAUUCAGCCAUUCUACAAACUCAUCAGCUACCUCAAUAUCAUUUCUACCAGAAUGAAUCGUUUUAGUCCAAACUCUCUGUUCAGCUCGCUCCCCUGUUAGGUCCUAUAAUAGAGGGUGUCGGCUCCCCCCAGUCGUCUUAACGUAAGUGCGAGAAAGUUGUACUGUUUAAAAAAAGAGCAGGAGUGUAUUAUCAGGUGUAAAAACUCGAGGCGAAGCCGAGGGUUCUUUUACAAGGUAAUACUCGACUGCGAGUUUUUUGGAACGGCUUCAAAAUCUCUGAUAUAGAUCAACUCAUUCUUGCACUAAGAUUUAGAUUUGGGGCUAUUUUGAUCUCAAAAAUUGGACGUAAAGUUUAGCUGUGUCUUUAUCAGAUAAAAAGACAAUCAUUAAACAUUAACUUCUGCUGUGUUUUCUCUAUGAAUUAUUAAUAAGUUUUUGUGAUGAUUUUUAAUGAUCUUAUGUUAGAUCAGCCUCAGAUUCUCUGGCAAAAAUUGUACCUUUAUGGGACAGAGCUUUCCCUUAUUAUUACAUCUGAAGCCAGCUUUCCAGCUAAUAUCUAAAUUUAUUUAUAAUGAAAAUAACAUCGUAAAUGAUUGUUGUUUGUGGCUGUACAUCAGAUGCGCAACUCGUCUACGCUGCUGUUCAGUGCAUUGGUAACAAGAGUCUUUGGAGUCAAGCGAACAAAGGACGAACAUUCCAAGAGCAACUGGUAACAACUUCCAUAAGCUUUUGUUACUGCCGAACAGUACUGCACUGAUCUGCGGCGAUCUUCCGAAUACUCACGUGUUAUGGUAACAUGUAGGCUUAAAACAAUCAUUCGUUCGUCUUGCUUUACUGACAGUGGAAAAUUGGCUAUCAUUGUUUUCAUUUCCCAUGACAGAAGAAUAUGCUCUCAAAAUAACAAAUUGAAAAUGCUGAAACCAUGUCUCUGUGAGUUAUUUUAAGGAAAUUAUUGCAUCUAUAACCUUUCCGAAUACAACACAGUCGGUUUUUUUGUGUUUUCGCCCAACUCAUUUUCCUUGAUAAUUUUUUUCGCAGCAUGACAGGAAGAGAAUUCUUCUCCAGAUUUCCGGAACUUCACUCAUUCCUCUUAAGUCAACUGCAGGCUGCAUGUCAAGAAAUUGACAGGUUAAUCUGAUUUUUUGGAAUGUUCACCAUUUCUUUCGUGUAUUUCCUCAGGUUAAUCGUUAAAUCCCUAAUAGAUGUGCUUCUCUGGCAACUGUAACCAAGUACCUUCCUUGGACUUCGAUUUACAUCUUUAAACUCUGCUACUGCAGGCCAUUAACAUUUAUUUUUUUCUUUACUGGCAAUGAUCUACCAUCACACACUGCUCUGGAGUUGUAUUCCCUGUUUUUUUUGUUUGUUUUUUUUUUUAACUUUCUUACUCCAGUGCCGCUAGUUUUACACGCCUUUAGAGGGAAUUUCUAAGAUUAUUUGUAUUUUGCUGAUGAUUAUUCAUAUCUUUACAGAGAGAAUACCACCCCUGACCCAAGUCUGUACCCUGUGUUAGUAAUACUUUGCCGUCUCUACCCUUCAACAAUGGACGGAGUUGACUCAGCACUCAAUAUUGCAGCGUUUGUGCCAUUUGUUAUCAGGUAACUUUUUUAUCAUUUGUUGUGUACAUUUAGUUAUUAGUACUUUUGGAAAACUAUAUCAAAUUUUUGUGGGUGUCCCUUGCGCAGUUCACUUCGCAUUGUUUAAAUAUCCUGCUCAAAUACUCUUUUUUGUCAGACGAACUGUGUUUUAUAGUCCAUGGCAAAAAAAGAGCAAAUCCUGUUUUACAGCUGUUCCUUUUUUCUUUGUUUAAUUUUCAGCUGUAGAAAAAGCAUGGUGAUGAAGACUCGAAUGAUGUCUGCACGUGCUGUUGUUCCUCUUGUGACGGGUGAUUCUCUUAUUCAAACUCUUCAGAAGUUACUGCAGUCUCUUCCCGUCAGGUGAAUCAAAUGAGCAUGCUAUGGUGUAGCAAGCAUGUGUUAUAUGCACGUCUGAAUGUGCAAACUUUGAGAGUCUCCUUCUAUAUUCAUUUAAUUUGAAUGGGACAGACAGCAGAUUGUUCAGGUUUCUGGAAAUAUCUUUAAGUUGUACCUGUUUAUCAGUAUUAUGCUAAACUGUCUUUAUUUCCAGAAUUUGUUUCGGCUGUAUUACACAUGUAAAUCCUAUAGCAAUUGGAGAACCUUCUAGGACACAUAUUCCAUUCAUUUAACCGUAAAUGGUUUAUGAGCUGCCAUCUGCAAUUUGAUAUCCCCAUCUAGUCUAGACUCCCGCGAGUGAACCUGCUAACAGGCUAUAAAAAGACCAGCAGUGAUGUAGACUAAACGUAGCCCCCGUGGUUCGUUAGGCCUUUUUUUAUCACGUGACACCUAGAAGAGUAGAUUUUGAGAAAUUUCUGCCGGUAUGUAGGAUGUCACUGAUUUUGGUUUUCUCAAACUUGCAGCUCAUCAAAUGAAGUUAGACAAAAUGAGAUCCACGGGACUUUACUUCAUGUAAGUAUACACGAUUACAGCAAUUUCAAUAAAAUGGAGGUAGAAAUCUUUUCUCGAGAGGGUUUAUUUCUUGUUAUUAUGGUGAGUACUGUUAGGAUAAUGGAAUGGUUACUUCCGUUGAUGAGAGAUUUAUUAUCUAGUAGAAGUGAAUCUAUGAAAGACAUAUGAUAACUGGCAUGACAUUAUGUGCCGUAACUUUCUAAGUAAUAGGGAAAAUGAUUUACUUUUUGGAUCUCCAAAUGAUUGAUAAGAAAUGCGAUCUUUUUUAUUUAUUUGGGAGGCUAAGGAGAUUUGUAAUUAUUGUUAUAGAUUUAUCAUUUGCUGAAUGGCCAUGUGCGUGACACAACUAUGUCAAGUGCUGUCAUCAAACAGAUUGUAACCGAGGUGAUUCCACUGCUCAGCCAAUCAGCGUGGAUUGGCACAAGGUAUGAUUCUUAUUUAUACAUCAUUCGAGGAAAACAUUUGGAUUUGAUGGAUGAAGUUUUAUUGUAUCAGAAGUCGCUAGAACUAAAUUUGUGCACUCACGCACAAUUCCCGUGCCGUUCUCAGUACAAGUUUAGUUGUACCUCUUGUUACAAAGGCCAUGUUUAAGCUCUAAAGCCAAUACUCAUUUUGACACUGAAAAUAAUCGUUUAGAGAUGUUCAUUUUAUGUUUUAGUGGAGUCGCUGAUAGCAAUGUAGCACACCACGGUUUUCCAUACACGUUACCUCCAAUCCCCCUCCCCCUGUUUUUUGAUCGGUCCUGCCUUUCUGACAUGAGUCGGCCGUCAUCUGAUUGCAGCUAAAGUUUCUGAAAAGUUAACAUGGAAAACGUCUGAGUGCGCACCUCCUCAGUUAUAAUGCCAAAUAUAGAGCUUGUCUGCAGGAUACGGAAAAUUAUGCAUUUUGAAACAAAAGAGCACCCGGAUGAAAACAAUCGAGUAAGAGAUAAACUCAUAUUUGAUGUGGACGGUCAGCAGCUACAGACCAUAUUUGUUUUCUUCAGAAAUGAACUGGACGUAGUAUGCAGUCGAAGUUGAUGUGGGGAAAAGGUUUAAUUGUAAAUAUUGUCAAUGAUAGUCCCUCGCGCCCCAUUAAACGCAACUGAAAAUCAUGUAAAGAUUAGAAUGUUUGUUCUAUGUUACUAAUUAGGUCCAAUCCGUGUGCGCUCUCUCGAUCAGUAUUCCUAAACAUUGUCCUAAAUUUUGUUGUGGAUCAGUCUUGGCUCGGACAUACAGGUAUUUCCAUAUAUUUCCUAUGUUAAAUUUUAAUUGUAUCUUGUCCUAUCAUACAGUUUAAAUUCUUGUUUGAAUACGAGAGAUCCAAUAGAUAGUAGGAGAAAGGUCGCAAUUACAAAAAUUAAUUGAUACCAGUGUUCAUUAACUACCCCUUCGUAUUAUCUUGCUUCUCUCCCUUACAUAUCUAUUGUGCCAGGCAGGAUAAAGGUCAUUGCAAUCAACUGUUUUUUCAGAUGCAAACCAACGUUCUCAAAAACUUUGUUUCUCAGUGUUGGAAUUAUGGUUUUCCGGCGUCAGUCUUGUCCAGUCGUUUGGCUAAAGCCUACAAAUAUGCAAAACGUUUCUAUAAGAAGGGAUUUGUGUAUCAAAAUAUCCGAUGUUCCAUUUUAUUAAGUCAAUUAACGUGCUGUUCUCAAAGAACUAAACGUAAAUGGAGACUUGUUGGUUUUGUUGUAAAAAUUCAUAUAUCGCAACAUUUUUACCUCACUUUUCGGACAUUUUCAUUCUUACCUCAGUGUUCUCUAAAUUACGAAGAUCAUGUUGUUUGAAAUGUGAGUCAUGUUUUCUGUGUUUGUGUUUUUUUUUUUUCAGAUAAUUCAGAGUUGAUUGUGUUAGCAGAACGCAAUUUGCAGUCUCUUAAACAAAGCUUUGAAAGAAUGGCAAUUGAAGAAACCACAAACGGACAGUAUUGCCCUGCUCUCAUUGGAGAGGUAUUUGCGAGGAAGGCAUUAGCUGAAAUAUGUCUAAAAGUGUGUGAAGAAUUUCCACCAGUAGAUGCCACGUGCUUGACACCUCCAGACGAAGCAGAAAAAACUACCAGUUGCUCUGACGUCAUAUUAACUCUAUUGCGGUCUUCAGAAUAUGAAGUUCGAAUGGCUGUUCUCGAAUUUAUCAUCAUUCACUUUGCCUCUGAUACGAACAUUGGUCGUGACUAUGAAGUUGAUCUUCGGCAGAGUACAGAAUACAGCAGAACUGAUUCUUGGGUAUUCGACAAACUGGACUCACGCGUAAAGAGCGAGCUAUUUACAAUGGCAAUGGAAGUGGAGCACCAUACAGAGUGCUUAGUCAAGGUAACUCAUAGUUUUCUAUGUUAACUGUUAACAACAAGGAAACAAAACCCCACACAAUAUGUGGAACAAGUGAAUCGUGAAUAUUAAAGCUCAAUUCUUGUUAACCGUUUAAAACGUUUGAGGUAUUAAAUGAUUUGACAAAGGUUCGUUCCACUUAAAGCUCUAAAGGCGUAGGGACAGCAAAGAAGAAAUUAAGGCGAGUAGUGACCGACAAUCCAACACAAUUAUACUUUCGAUUGUAGUUGUUCUUUUUUUUCUGUUGGUAAAGACGUGGUUUCCAGUGUUUUGCGCGUCGGAUUUCGCCUUGUCUGACUUUCCAGGUUUGAGCUGUGGUGUUGUUAUCGCCGCCUGUUUCCUUAGACAAGAGAAGCUUUGCUCCACAUUGUCCCUUUGCAUCCAGGUGUAUAAAUAAGUACCAGCAACAUACUGCUGGGGGUAACCCUGCGAUGGACUAGCAUUCCAUCCGGGGAGCUGGCGACGGGGAGGGAGAGAGCAGUACUCCCAGGUGCUAUGAUUUCUCAUUGGCUCAUCGUGCAGAUUUUACGGUCUCUUAGCAGUGACAGCAGAGAGUAUAAGAUACCAGGACGGCGACGACAGCGAAAACGUCACUUAAAAAUGAAUUUACGUUCUCUCAAUCUUCAUCGCGAUUAACCCAACUCUCUUUGUCAAAUGUAAGCAAACUCACCUGGAGAUAAAUCCCUAAAAGCCAUAUCCAAGUUCAGAAAGAGAUAGAAAAUGUUGUCUUCGGUUGUUUACGUCCUCCAUAAAACGUAUAAUUAGGCAUUUUCAUGUCCUAGUCGCUGCUGUCAAUGCUUUUACGUUAAAUAAAUUCAAAAGCACCUUGGAACACUGGGAAGCUUCCUUUACAUCAGUAGUCAAUAAUACAUUCCUUAAGAACUGAUUUUGUGGACCCGUACUUUGACUUGCAAACAGCGGUUUGUCUCAGUUUUUAAGCGCUGCUAUUACUAAGCGUAACUGAUGUGUAGGUUUUAUUCAAAGGGCAUCCUCGGAGACCCAAGGGCAGUUAGUCGGGUCGAUAAAAUGUUCGUGGUGAAAGUUUAUUGUAAGAUCGAGACGAGCUCGUCUCGAUCCACGAGGUAGCUUACGUUCACGUUAGGUGCAUAUUUGUAACGAAAUCCCACCGCACCCGGGUCGCACUGGCGUUCAGUCCAGGGCUUUUGAUGCCGAUGAUAAUGAAGCUGCAGUAGUCUAAGACGAUUUCUGUUUAGUUGUCUUCUCCCCAUCCCCUAUUAUACAAAUUGUUUAACUAAUUUAUAUUUUGAAUAUAUUUUUUGUCUUGUAUUUUUUCUACUGUCCCUUCCCUGCAGGUUUUUCAAGCCUUAUACCUACUUUCAGAUGCUUUAUCCUUCCCUUGGAUACUUUCAUCGGGAAAUCAAAUUUCCGCAUUCCAAGUGUGUACAUUUAUACUUUUAUUAUGCAUUCAAAAUAUUUUUCCUGUUCUUAUUGGCUUAAUUCCCCCGGCCAUUUCGUCAUGAGCAGCUACCGUUGACCAAAUUUGGAACAUGUUUGCCGAUAUUCUUAAAGAUGAGUCACUUUAAGGUUCAUUGUCACUUUAUUUCCUUCCAAUAUUAAUAUGAUAUGUGUAAAAUAUAUACCAGGAGUUUAGUUUCGGAAUUUUAUGGUUCAGUCAAUUCCAAGAAUGCCUAGACCCCCGGGCAUUUGUCAUUUUGUUUUGGAAAAGCAGCAAAUGCCCCACGGUGGGGGCCGGGCGGUUCGUACAAAACCCCAAUGUGGAGCUUAAAUCAAGGCCGCAAAUGCCCUACCCCGGGGCAACACCAAAACUGCAUUUUCCAGUCAUCAAGCUACAAAUGCCAUUUCAUAGGAAAUCUGUGAAAUAAUCUGAUCAAAACCCGUCUGAAGCACCUUACACAAAUCGCUUCUAGUCGCUAGUUAUAAUUAUGAGUAUUUAUUCAUCACGAUGGAACCUUUCCGUCAACGUAUUAAUUGUCACAUUGAUCGUACGAUAUACGAAGUUUAUAUUAGCUUUCAAAUAUCUCUUAGUUUUUUUCUAGUCCUUUCUGUCUCAACCAUUGGCUAACAAGAAAGUUUCUUUUCCCUUAAACUCCUCAAACGAUGCACUGAUCUUUUGCUCCAUGUGCGAACUGAUCACGAUGGCGGGAAGCAAUUUCUUAGAUGGAUGCAAAAAAUACUGUGGAGAAGGGUGGCAAUGGAGCGAAAACCACACGAAUAUUUUUAAAGCAUACGGAUUAAAAAUAAUCUUUACAGAAAAUCUGUAGUUAUCAAAACAGGCAUAUUUUGAAGUGAAAUAUCUAAAAGGAAGGAUGUUAACUCCUUGUAUAAUAAUUGGCAAAUGCCCCACACCGGACAAGACGACAAAUGCCAAAAGGGGGGUGGGCACGCGUGGAAUUGACUGAACCAAUACGAUGUUGCACUUUAAGACUAUUCGAUUGAUAUUAUGUUGAUCUGAGACACACAACUCCUUUACCAGGGGUACAACAAAGUAUCAUACAAACCCACUUCACUUGAUUGUCUAUACUUAGUUCUACAGUUCAGCCGUCAAACCUUAACACAAACAAUAUUUUCUCGUUCUAUAGUGCUGGACGUUUGUAGCAGACCUUGUCUCUGCCCCUAGUCAAAGGUAAGAAAAUUCCAAGAGAAACUUGUUCUAGUAGAAGCUUCAGUCGGCAACAAAAUUGUUAAGACACUGUCGUCAAUUUGUUAUAUUAGGAAAACAAAACAAUCGAAGCCUCUCCACCCUGCAGGUAGCUAGAGCAGUGGCGCAACCUUAUUUAGAAGGAAUAAGGGUAAGGAAAGCUUGCUUUUUCCUUCGUGAACUAGAUGAUGUGGACGCGAAACGACGUUCAGGACAAAGUGUUACAACUAAUUUUGUUGCCAAUUGUUUGUAAAAUUCGUAGGUACAAAUUUAUGUACACUCCUGUUUCCCCGCACCUUAACCAAGUGUACAAAAUGAAUUUUUGUUGGUGUCGCGAAAUCCAUCACCCUUAGAGUUGGUACUGUUGAUUUUGUUAGUAUGCUAUUGAAAAGGAUUGUUCUGAAUUGCUUAUAAUCUUUAUCUCUCAUGCAGAGAUUCCCUCAAGGCUGCAUCGCUGAGCUUUCUGUCACGUGUAGCUUUUGUAAUGUACGGCAUCAUCAACAGCAAUGGUCAGGUAAAGUCUGCUGUAAACUUGCUCGAACCAGCUCUAGGUUAAUCUCUGCCAUGCAUCUACAUUAUAUAAUACGGGAUUUUAGUUCUCGAGUUGGAAAGGUUUUGAUAGCCAACCACAAAAUUGAUCAUUUCUAAUCUAUACCAAUACUAACUUAAAGCGGUGCCGCGAACUUGAAUAGUGAAGAAAAAGCUGGAGCAAUAUUGUCGGUAAAAAAAUUUAAUCAUAGUACUAUAUGCUUGAUAUUCCACAGGUACUGUUUAAAAAACGAGCAGGAGUGUAUUGCAUAGUGUAUUGUGUAUUGUAUGCACGACUGUUAGUUUUUUGAACGGCUUCAAAAUCUCUGAUAUAAAUCAACUCAUCCUUCCACUAAUAUUUAGAUUUUAGGUUAUUUUGGUCUAAGCAAUUCGACGUUAAGUUAAGCCGUGUCUUUAUCAAAUAUAAAGACACUCAUUAAACAUUAACUUUUUUAUUUUUUCUUCAUGAAUUAUCAAUCAGUUUUUGAAAAUUAUUUCUUUGUCAUAUAGCCGUAACUAUUACUGUCAGUUGUUUUGGCAGAGGCCCCGGGGAGACGUAGUGCUGUAGUUUGUCGCACUGGCCAAACGGUAAAGCUGCCAGCUGUAUCUUAAACUGUACUUACGUAUUGUUGAACCACCAUUUACAAUCUCCCAAAAGAAAGCAGGGUAUUCUGACGUAGUGAAGCAGCAUUCACCACCUCUGAAUAUAAUCGCGGCAGCCUUUUAGUCUUAAACUUGAGGUGACGCUCAUUGCAACUUUUGCUGACAAAGUAAUGCCCCAAGCAGCCCUUUUAAAGCUCUGAAUCUUUCCUCUCUCUCUCAUUGAAUAAACUGUCAGGCACAGAAACUCAGCUAAUCAGAGCAGAGCGUGAUUUCUAGCAAUGUUGAUUGGCUCCUUGUAUGUAUAUAUUUUCAGGACACUGCCACUGCUACACAAGCCACGGAAGCGCUAUCGGAUUUCUCUCGAAUAACCCUUGAAACCAGUUCACCAAGUGAAAGUGAGGAGCUAAGGCUUUGUACUGCACAAGUCUUGGGUUCUGCUCAUGUUACUGAUCUGAUGGUUGAUAGACAAGGAACAUUAGGUACGUACCAAAUUUUCUUACACAGACCCUACCGCCUUACGUUAACUCGGUUCCCGUAGCGGUCCUCUGUGGUAUCCAGGCUUUUGAUAUCUCAGUUCCUUUCUCUCUAUUAAUAUGUAGUUUGGGUGACCUUGGAGGUGACAAUUGUUCUUUACUGUACCAGACCAAAGUACCAGUGUUGGUCUCGAUCAAUAAGCUUAAACUCGUCCCUGAUAAGUGAAUAGUGCCUGUUCUUUUUUUAGUGUUCAAAAACGGCUGAGGUCUUAUUUCGUUUACGGGGACAAACGACUCUCACGAAAUCAGUCAUCAGCCAGGAGGACAUAGCAUAUUCUGUACAUUACAUUUAUUCUAUCCUAAGAUUCUGUAUUACACUUUUGGGCGUAGAAUUCAAACGACAAUGAUAAUAUUCAAUUAGUUAAGAAAACAACCUGGCAAUUACAUCCCACGGAGUUUACCAAUAUGAGAGUCCCUUGCUUAAUUUUUUUCUAAUUGCAAGUCAAAAGAAAAUAAAUCGAGCUCCAAAGUGACCUUAACAAACUCACUCACGAGUAGGUAAAUAACAUUUGAGCAACCGUUAAGACCAUGACGUCGGCAUUAUUAUUGCAAGCAUCUAAGAAAUGACUUGCGAGGCAAAUGGUUCAAUAAGCAGAGUAGUAUAAUCGGGAUGAAUUUUACCUUUUAUGGGUAGAAUAUUUGGUCAAUUUUCGCAGCAAAAUGACGUCAUGAAUUAGCACCUCAUAAGGCAUGGGCAAUGUUACCUACUUUUAUAUUGUGGCCAGUAUAACCGCUUUAACUGGUUUUUAGAUAAUUUUACAUUGAUACUGUGAGUUGUGUGGGUGAUUUACUAUUUUAGUUGGUGGAAUCAUUUGACGAAGCCCAUCAAUUAUGGACAAUGAGAUUCCCACUCAAAAAAGGGUUAAUUUCAUCCCAUUCAUACUACUGUCUCUUAAAACCUGCGAAUCAGCGGAGUCUAGCUAUCACGGCAUAUACCAAACUAGUGUUAUUGUAGUGUAUUGUAUUGUAGUAAGAUGAGGUAUUCCUCCUGUGUUUUGUUUCAGGUGAUGUUCCUUUUGUUCUAUGGUCUGUAGUGGUUAAGCUCCUUUACGAUGAUGAACCUGUGGUGAGAGAGCGAAUGGCGCUUGGAUUCGCGUCAUUGUUAAACCGCAUUCAGUCGUCGUGGCUUGGUAAGCAUACUUAUUCAUGAUUUAUCGACCGUUAAUUACCUUGUUUGGUCAUAAUUGGCGGGAUGCUUUUCAGUCGGACUUUUGCCAGACAUUUCAGUUUUCUCCGAUAAUUCAAAAGAGUCAUGUUCACUUUCAUCUCAUUACCAUAGCUGCGGAUGAGUUGUAUUAAAAUUCUUUCACGUGUGUUAUACUGCGCUUGCAGAUCUAUCCUUGGUAUGUUACCACGCGAAGGCGGCCCUGUUGCUAAAAAAACAAACCAUUUUUCACGGAAAAGAGUUUAGUUCCCGGCUUAGGGAAACACUCUUGUUCUUCCCACCAGCCUGGCCGCCGUGACAUCAGGCCUGUAAAAGCUGGUAAUUGCCCGAGCGGGUAAUUAAACUCCUUUGGACAUUCAGAAAGUCUUGGCUUAGGUUCUGCCGUUAAUGGCUAGUCUAUCACUUGGGCUGUUAUUCGGAAUGUGAGGCAACGCUCUUCUCCGAAGUUAUGUGAUCUCGAUAAAGAACGAGACGAGACGACACAAAUUAUGGCUUGUUGGGAGACUAGUUUAUGUGACUAGGAAUACCACGUAUCUGUAUUUGUCUUUCAUUUGCUUUUGUAGUUGUUGGUUUAUCUUUGGAAGGCUGUGCUAUGGUGGCCCCCCUGUCAUUAGAAUCUGCCUUGCUUUGUGUUUGGAGCAUCUUUAUUGACCGAUCACCAUUGGCUUGCGUGUCAUGGAUGCUGGAGUGGAUCCGGGGGGACCUCAGCCGCCAGACGUAUGACCAGACAGAUGAACAUUCAGAUGUGGAUCGAUUGUUCGAGAAAGGCCCUCUAAACCUCUACGCGGAAGAUUGUAUUGUAACACGUGCAGCUUGCAAGACUGUAAAACAAGGGAUUGAGAUGAAUAACGUAUUAGCUGUUCUCACCAACAAAGAACACAAGACAGGAUUAAUUGAAUUACUCGCAAAGGAAUUAGAAAGAUGCAUUUGUUUCCUCGAGAGUGUUUUAUUGACGAAGUUGAUUUCGAAUAGGAAUUGUUUUAGUCUUUUUUACAGGGCUAUGGCUGGACUUACUGUUACAGUAAUGCUAACUCAAAAGGUUAAUGGAGACAUGUCUUCCUUCGAAAGCCGCAUCAGUGCUAUUAUACGCACCCUAAAAAUGCCUUCUGAUACUGGCGGACUUUCUCGUCAUUCAAUGAUAAUUGAGUGCAUGAAAGAAUUGGAUGCAUUGAUGUUCUUGUAA
Molecule: messenger RNA, 60948 nt
Organism: Porites lobata
Lineage: Eukaryota; Metazoa; Cnidaria; Anthozoa; Scleractinia; Poritidae
Source: the annotation of a GenBank genome assembly